AUGAUAGCUGGGGUCUGCAGGAUGCUCAAGGUGGUCUGCAGACAGCUGGGCUGUGGUAGGGUUCUGUCAGCACAACAGUCUGCUGCUUUUGGACAAGGCAGUGGACCCAUCUGGAUGGAUGACGUUGCGUGUUCAGGCAGAGAAUCAGAGCUCAGUGAGUGCAGGCACAGAGGGUUUGGAAGUCACAACUGUGGCCACAAUGAGGAUGCUGGAGUUGUUUGUGAGGGUGAGUACAUUUUGUUUUCCUGUGUGAACAACCUCCUAUUACUCUAAUUUUGAGUUUGAACAGUUUUGUGAGUUUGACCAAAUCUAAACACUUUGCACCUUUCAAUGUAGUAUUUCAUUCAUUAAGUUAAAAAAGACGAUUUUUUACCUUCUAAAUCCUCUUAAAUUUUUUUCUGAACAAUUUUUUAUGUAAAUGUAUUCUAUGUUAUUUAUUUUCUUUUUAUGAUGUAUGGCAGUGUUUUAAAUGCCUGUGCUGCAACCCGAUUUGCCCAUUUUUGGGACAUAAUUAAGUUGAAGUAAAAUGAAAACUGAAAUGAAAAUAUAAGAGAAAGAAAUAUUGAAUUUAAUUGAUCAAGUGCUUUUCAAGUCCUUGAAGAUCCUGUACAAACUCAUAACCACACAAAUAAAACAACAAACAAUUUUUAAAAAUAAACAAAAGAAAAAACAUCUCCAGCUAUUAGAAGGUCAUAAAAGAGGGGAUUUGAAUGUGGGUAGAUUAGGACAGUCAUGGAUGUCAUAAGGAAUAGUAUAGUAUGAGGAGAGGAGACUGUAGGACAGGGUUUAGAGAUGAGCAGGUCUGUGAGAUAGGGUGGAGACACAGAGUUAUGUUGUUGAAUUUAAGGGGGAAGUGGGGGGUUGUUUUGGUGAGGGAUUUGGAGCCGAUGAUAAAGUGAAAUUUGUUGUGAUUUGUCUGAGGGAAGUUGGUUUGCAUCCAUUUUUAAUUUCUGAGAGGACGUCAGUCAGUGUGGAGUGGAGGAUAUGAUGAACAGGUGGAAAUGUAAAUCUGGUUAUCAUCAGUGAAUAAAUAAGAGAGGACCAACCACUGAACCCGGUGGUACACCGUGAGACACAGGAAAGGUAGAGAAGCAGCAGUUGUUGAUUUUGGGUGAACUGUUGCCUGGGUGAUAGACAUGACCUGAACCAGGACAGGCCAUGCCAGAGAUGCUAAAUAAUGAUUCCAGAUGAGGAAGGAGAAAUUUGUUGAGGUUGAGAAUGAUGAGGAGGGUGAGGUGAUAAAAAUCUGUAGUUAGAGGAGAGUUCCAGGUCAGACAACAAUUAAAACUGAGAGAUGCUGAGUGGCAGAAGGGGGUGUACGGGGAAUAGGUGUGUGUGUGCAGGGGGGGAAAUGGACUUGAGGUUUCCAAAGAAUAACAAUCAAGUGUCUUUUUGGGACGAUACUAUCUAUGACAAUAUCCAGUACUUCUGAAAAGUACUGAUGUCUGCAGGAUUUCAGGUUUUAUUAUGUGCCUCAUACUUUUAUUAUUUCAUGUUUGUUGACAGCUGCUGCUUCAGUGAGGCUGGUAAACUCUGGCAGGCGCUGCUCUGGCAGAGUGGAGGUCAACCAUAACGGACGCUGGGGGACAGUGUGUGAUGAUAGCUGGGACAUCAGGGAUGCCGAUGUGGUGUGUAGACAGCUGGACUGUGGUGCUGCUCGUUCAGCUCUGUGGAACGCAGCUUUUGGACAGGGCAGUGGACCCAUCUGGUUGGACGAUGUGAGCUGCUUUGGUAAUGAGCCAUCCAUUACAGACUGCAGACAUCCAGGGUUUGGGGUUCACAAUUGUGCUCAUGUUGAAGACGCCAGUGUCAUCUGUGAAGGUAAAUAUUUACACAAAAAUCUCACAGUGCUUACCUCUCAAUGAGAAGAAAACUGAAUUUUAAAUCCAACAACAAUAAAUUACAUCAUGAAUAUUUACAUGUAGAAUUAACAAAGAACUUUGGCUCAUAACCAUUGAUGACCCUGAAGGCCGAAGAUGUGUCCAGACCUGACAAAGUCUUGUCUUUUAGGUGAUCCGGACUUUAACAACACAGUCACAGCUACUCCUGGUCCAAUUCAACCAACUACUACUCCCAACUAUGUGAACAUCACCUCCACCACAACAGCAGGAAACAGCUCAACAGCUGAGGGGGAGGUCCGCCUGGUGAAUGGGAACAGCUCCUGCUCUGGUAGAGUAGAGAUCUUCCACCGUGGACAGUGGGGGACAGUGUGUGAUGAUAACUGGGGUCUGCUGGAUGCUCAGGUGGUCUGCAGACAGCUGGGCUGUGGUGGGGUUUUGUCAGCACCACAGUUUGCUGCUUUUGGACAAGGCAGUGGACCCAUCUGGUUAGAUGAAGUCUCAUGCGCUGGUCAUGAAUCGGAGCUCAGAUGGUGCAGGCACCAAGGGUUUGGAAAUCAUGACUGUAGCCACCGUGAGGAUGCUGGAGUUGUUUGUGAAGGUAAGUACUAUUUUUAGGUUUUUGUGUUCAGCCCAUUGUAGAAUAAGAAAAGUCAUCUGUUAAAGAAUCAUAAAAUAUAAAUUUGACCAUAUUUGUAUCUGUACACUCAUCAGCCUCAGAAAUAUCUAAGAUUUUUCAGCAGAAGGACAUGUUCCUCUAAGCAAAUGAAAAGGAUCUAUGAGUCUUGCAUUCAUGUUUCAUAUCAGAUCAUUUCUCUUUUUUUCAGCACCAGCUGCUGCUCCAGUGAGGCUGGUAAACUCUGACAGCCGCUGCUCUGGCAGAGUGGAGGUCUACCAUGAGGGACGCUGGGGGACAGUGUGUGAUGAUAGCUGGGACCUCAGGGACGCCAAUGUGGUGUGUAGACAGCUGGGCUGCGGUGCUGCUCGUUCAGCUCUGUCAAACGCAGCUUUUGGACAGGGCAGUGGACCCAUCUGGUUGGAUGAUGUGAACUGUUUUGGCAAUGAGCAAUCCAUUACAGACUGCAGACAUCUAGGGUUUGGGAACCACAAUUGUGCUCAUCAUGAAGACGCCAGUGUCAUCUGUGAAGGUAAAGCCAUCUUCCUUCAUCCACUUUAAUCCGCAUAGGGUUGCUUUGUUUUCUUUAAGAUGUACCAGCAUAAAGAUGUGCCUCUCAUUAAGUUGAUGUUUGUAAACUUUGUAAUCUUUGUUUUAGAGGACUUACUGUAUAAUUUUAUGUGUUUUCUACAAAAAAGGAUUAGGGCCAAAAGAAGAGAAGAAAAUAAUUACAGGAAGGAGAUUUUUCAAAUUUUCAUUUCGAGAUUUAAGUCGAAAUUUCGAGAUUAGAGUCUUAAUUAUAAAGUCGAAAUGAAAAAAAAUCGAAAUUUGACACUAAAGUCGAAAUUUCAAGAUUUAAAAAAAACCCAGAAAUUACGUGAAAAAUUCAAAUGUCGACUUUAAUCUCAAAUUGUUUUUAAAAUCUCGAAAUUUGGACAUCGUUCACAAUAUUGCGACAUUUUGUAAUCUCAAAAUUUCAACUUUGAUCUCAAAAAAUCAAUUUUUAAUCUUGUAAUUUUGACUUUAUUGACAUCACUUAGAAUUUUUUAUGUCAAAAAUUUCAUCUUUAAUCUCCUUCCAGUAGCUAAUUUUUUUCCUUUCAUGUGGCCCUUAUCCUCUUUCAUAAUUUUCUCUUGUAAUGUAUUCUCUGGUCUUUUUUCAGUCCCUACACCUCAGCAUUACCAACUCAUUUGUAGCUCGAAUACAUUCCGAUUGGGGGUGGAUAUAGCUGGCCUGACAUCCUCCGGUUUGAACCCAUUCUCUGGCAACUUGGCAUCUCCCAACUGCUCCUGGAACCAAGUGCAAAAUAAUGUAGUGUGGUAUGGAGUGGAGGCCAGGGAGGGUGUCUGUGGAACCACUCUGACGGUAAAGACUUGACAGAUUUUACUUUGAGAAUACGAUUAUAAUUAAGAUGUAAGAUAAGAUCUAUUAAAAGAAAACGGAACGUGCAUUUGUUUGGUUGCAAAGGUUAUGUCACAAAGACCAAGCGUUAAAAAUUUUUAACAGCUUGAGAUCCCAGCAUCUCCACCUAAAGAUCUUUUAAACUAUUUGGUACAGUUUGGUCAUGUAUGUAAUGCUACUGACAACAUCAUAUCAUCCAAAGUUAACUUUCUGAUAACCCAAUCAUUCUGUUAUUUUCAGACCAACAGCACACAUGCCAUCUACUCCAACAGCUUAUUUAUCUAUCCUUUAACCAACGGGUCCUUUGACCUUCCUGUGAACGUCCCCUUCUCCUGUGCGUAUCCCCUGGAAACAGACACCAGCCUGAAUGUGGUUAUCAGACCAGUGCUGCCGUAAGUAGCCUCACUUGUUACCUCUAAAGACACAUCAAGUGAACAUAUUUUGUUUUUGACUUGAUCAGACACAGAAAUGUUUCAAUUUGCUGCAUGGUGUAUAUUUCCGAAUCAACUCAAAACACAAAGACGUGUUCAGAGCACUCUGAAAUGCUUAAAAAAAGUCAGUUGAUGAAUAACCAAAAGAGGAUGUAUAAACAGGUUUUGACUGCCUUAGAAUUAACAGUAUGGUCUUUGCAGGACAGCAAGUGGAAUUUCAGGAUCAGGUCCCAGAACCAGGGCCUCGAUGUUUCUUUUUGUCAACUCAGCCUACACUCAGAUGUAUCCACCUGGCCGGGUCAGCCUGCCUGUGGGUUCACCUUUGUUCGUGGGUGUCUUUGUACCAGGGAGAGAUCCCAGUUUCGUUGUUGUUCUGGACAACUGCUACGCCUCUCACUCAUCCUCCCCUAAUGAUUCCGGGCGAUACCCUCUUAUCCGGAACAGGUCAGAGUCUUCAAGUCUAAGAGUAUUGUUUGAUGAGUAUGAUGGAAAAGUUAAAUGUGCAUUUAUACUGUAAGCUCUGUUGACCUGGUAAGUUGCUGCUUCUCUCUUCCAGGUGUCCCGUUGACAGCCGACUGGUGUCUGUGACUGAGAGUGGCAGGUCCUCCCGUGCUCGAUUCACUGCCCUGCUCUUCCCUCCAGGCGGUGAAUCCAGAGAUAUUUAUCUCCAUUGUAAUCUCAGGUUGUGUGACCGAAGGUACUCCACCUGUGUCCCAGUAAGUCAAACAGUAUUUUCAUAAGUAUCAUUAUCUAUGCAUAACCCUUGGUAUUAAAAAUAAAUGGAUGAUGACAUUAUCUGUCACUUUUCUAAGUCCUGUGGAAGGAGGAGAUCUCGUUCUGUGUCCAACUCUGAUGCCAUGGAGAGCCUCACCAUCGGACCCGUUGCUUGUGAGUAUUAGUUUCUAUUUGUUAAAAAGGCUGAUGUCUUAAAACACUGAAUAACACAGAAAUAACUCUCAUACUUUCUGUCGUUCUUUCUUUAUCUUUAGGGGAAAAGUCAGCUGAGUGAGCUGGUCACAAACUUUUACAAACUCAUUUUAGACUGUAAUACUAUUUUGUACUGCAUGUAUCUUACAUUAACAAGACAUCAAACUAUGAGAAAAGUUACUCCAGAUAAGCAGUCAUAUCAGACUUCAUGUUGUUUCUCUGUUCUGGCACAUUUAAAUGGUUGAAACACAAAUCAAAAGAUAGAAGUGAGAAGUACCUACACCAUGUGAAUUUACUGUAUACACACGAUUCUUAAAAUGCACUUUGUCUUGGACCAAGUAUAUUUUUCUAAAGUUGUGAUUUAAUCAAUGACAGAUUUGUGAAUGCAGUUCAAGUGCUCAAUAAAGUGUGAACUAUGUAAAAAUGCAGGAUUGUGUGUUCUUUUAAAUAACACUGCCCUCUAGUGGCUGAAUGUCUCAGGCUGAAUCUGACAGGGACAGUAAAAACCUUAAAAAUACGGUCUAUUUGAUUUUCCAUUCAACUCAUAAUCAUUCACAAAACAAAAAGCUGUGUUCACAUGAAGUUGACUACUUGAUACAUCAGGCAUGAUGUCCAUUUACUUCAAAUUCUGGUAUGUGUUAUCUCUUCUUUGUCUGCCUGUCAUGGUGUUGAGGGGGCAGAGGAAAAGUGAGGCUCACAGGGUGGAGUUGUACAGACUUUUCCUCUCUUUGUAUUGUUGGUCCAGCUAAGUUUGCUAAUGAUUGCCAAUUCACAGUUGCAGGAACUCAGCUCUGCAUGUCAGCAAAGUCGAUUACUGAAUGUUUCAUUAAUGCAAAGGAGAAAUACAAUCACUGAAAACAAAAAAACUAAAAGGUUCUGCCACAUUUUAUCAAGCAUGCCGCUUCAACAUCAUCACUCUGGUUUGAAUAAAAGUCAGUCUAAGUUAAAAGAUACUUCUAUUAGACAGUUUUGAGACCCUGUCAUUAUUUGUGAUUCAGUCAGCAUUCACAUUUUGCUAAAUACCGUCUGCUAUCUGCACAGAACUGUCAGGCUAUGAAACACAAACUCAUACUCUUUAUGAUACAUCUUAAUGUUCAGUCAUUUACAAAGACUAAACAUAAAGAUGGGAUCAGAUUGAGCUCCAUCCUAUGAGAUAAGAUGGGGGCUCCAUCUCAUCUUCAACCACAUGAGUGAUUGAAGAUUGGCAGUAGUUGCAGUAGAGAGGAAGAAGGAGUCACACACCUAAAACACUAGACACCUCUUUUCUCUUACCUCAUCCACUCAGGCUUGACAGGAUAUGCUAACAGAACUUGUGUAUUGACUAUCUUUUUAUUAAAUGGAGUGUUUUACCUUAACAUUUUAUUUUUUCUUUAUUUGGCGUUGUAACAAUACAUCUUAACAGCAGAAGCUCCUAACCCCAAGUCACUACAACCUCACUUAGACCAAACACAGUAUUUGUUGUGAAGAAAGAACUUUGAGUGAAACAUCAUAGAAACACAUAUCAUUUCUCUUUUCCAUUCAAUUUCAUCUUUCCUAAGGCUUUAUUGAUGUGUAUAAUUGUUAUCUAUGUUUUUUUUUUGCAUUUUCUUUAAGUAAACUAGUACAUAAUAAUGUUAAUUUAUCAAUAUUAAAUGAGAACUUUUGGUCAUCUGCCACAAAAUGUCUGGAUGCUCAGUAGCCCUGAAUUAACGAGUCUUAUUGUCCCGGGUUAAUCAAAAUAAAUUCUGCAAUGGAUCGACCCCAGAACGUCUUCCUUGGGAUUAGAAAAAUGACUUUAUGCCAUUUCUGGAAGGAUCUGCAUGCCUCAGGCCUACAUUGGGGCCAAUGCUGCUUGCGUGUAUCCUGUGAAUACCCAUGGGGCUAGGGAAAGUCCAAAUGGGAGCACCUUGAACUGAUAACCCCUGCCUUCAAAUGAAAAGUGAGGGCACUGCCUGUGAUGCACUACAAAUGGCACAUGAAAGUCCAUGAACGUGAAACUCACCCUCUUUCUUUGCGUUCAGAAAAUAAACCAAGAAGAACCCACCUUGUUGUCUCUGAAGGUCUACCUCUUCUACGGCAUCCUUCUCCAGGAGGGUAAAAGCUUGACAUUCAAUGGGAUCGCUGACAGAAGUCUGCUGGAUCUCGCUGAAAGUUGGAGGGCAGCUGCUGAGCUGCAGAUGGUACCCCUGGAGCAGUGUUGCCACCGCCCAAGUGUCUGAAGUGGAGCUCUCCCAGUAGCCAAGGUGCUGCUGAGAGAAGCCGGUCCCUUGGAGGGGUGAAACCCAGAUCUCUGACCUCAUUGCGCUUGGUGCGUAGACUGUGGAUGAUGCUGUCUGUAUUGAUCAGGCCAUUCAGGGGCAAGAGGGGCCCGUGGAGCCUGAGCAAACUGAGGGUGAAGAGCGGUUGGACUGUAACUCUAAGGAGUCCACUGCCUCAGACUUGGUUCAGGCCCUCGCAGACUGGCAAACUGCUGCCAAGUCUGGUUUGCUUGGAUUCCCCUCUCCAGGACCUGCUGUGCCGCCUGCCCAAACAGCUCCCCUGGAACCACUAGGAGACUGCGGAGGGCCCUGCGGCCCGACUCUGAAAGAGAACACUGGGCAUUCCACACCUGAUGGCGGGUCAGGGUGAGUGUUGACAUCAACCUGCCAGGCUCCCUUGACAUCAGGGCAAAGGCCUGUUAUAAUGCGUUGCUCAAGCUCUGGUCAGAAGCAUCCACUUUGGAGGACUGUAUGGCCAGAGACAAGGCCAAAAUCAAAUAGGAAAGGAAGUUCCCAAUACGCUCCAUGUGGUCUGCAGUAUCAAUAUACUUCACUCUAAGGUCAUUUGUAACCUAACACUGUGGCCAAGGGCAGCAGGCAUCAGAUCUCAAGACCUCUUCCAGGGCUACAGUAAGGGAGGCAAUGGACAGCUGGACAGCUGGCAUCUGGCCCAGCUGGUGGCUGCUGGCCUCUUGCAUGGAAGCUAGAGCCCUACCAUCAGCACUGUGGUGGGACAUGGACUUUGGGUCCUGCCAACACCUGUGGAGAUCUUCUACGUAUGGUUGGGAAAGUGGCACUGAGAAAUUAGCCCAGGGCAGGACACAACCGAAGAAUGUGUUACCCGAUGCACUAGCUGCUGGGGCCUCAUCCAAACCCAGAUGCAUCAGUGCUAAGCAAAUCAUCAGUUUGAUCAAGGCUGAGGCAGCCUCAGAGCCAUCCCCAGACCUGCACCCUGUCUGCUGAGAGCAGAUCUCUGAAGCAGGAGGCCUCUCCUUCAUCGUUGGCAGACCCACUCCCCAAAAAACUGGCUAUGGGAAGCCCUUGUAGACAGGUCACCCUCGUCCUAACCUGUAGGGGUAGAAGCCCCAUCCUGUGGGCUGUCCAUCUGCACUGCCACCCCCCUACCUGGCUGAAGAUUAAGAAGCAGACCCUUAAUUUCAGCAAAUUCUUGGACCACCUUAGCAGCCAGACCCUGCAUCUUUGUACCCUUCUUUGGCGGGGGAGCACCUUCCUGGAGGGGGUAUUUUCUGCCACCCAGGCUACUGGCAGAUUCACCAGAGGGAGACAAUUGGUCCCCCUGCUGCCAUCCUUCAACCUCGACCAGCCAAACCUGCAUUAAAUCACAGGGCAUGAAGCUGCAAUUCAUGCACUGAUUGUCAGACAGCCCUUGCCUAAGGUGAGCGACACCAAGGCAUUGGAUUCAUAUUUAGUGUAUGAAUUCAGGCUCACAGCCAAUACUUACCUCGUCGCCAUACCUUAGAGCCGAACCCGGUGAGAUCACUGCCAUGCUUGGGAAAAUGCCAUAGCCAAUAAGGACUUAUCACAGUCCUUAGAGCUAACCUAGUGGUUUAAGUGUUCCAAGUGAAAAAUAUACUGAGCUCUUCUACAUAACAACCUUCAUUUACGUAGAACAUGCCGGAAGAUUAAAGGGACGCCCAUCAGGGUGACGCUGGCUUGUAUAGGAUACGUCAUGCGUCAUCCCUGGGUACAAGACCUUGUUGAUACAAAAUACUUGACCUGAGAUGGAGAUCCAGUGUGAAGAACUGCCUCUUGCAGUCAGGAAGAAUGAAAUAGAACUCAUCCAGCAAGGAAGAACAGUUAAUACAGGGAUAAGGCCUCUACCGAGGCUGCAACAGCCAUCAUCUUGGCAGCUUUUUGAAAUCCUUCAAAAUGGGAGUCGGCAAAGAAAACCUGCCUAACCUACUUCUAACCUUAAAUCAUAAACCAUGUAGCUCAAAUGGGUCAUGUCAUGUCAUGGGCAAUUUAUGUCACACACUUUCAUUUAUGACUGAUCAAAACACAUCAUGAAAUCUCUCCCUGCUUUUGAUUCGAUAUCUUAUCAGUUAAGUGUCUGAGAUAAUCUUCACCCUGAUGUGUUUCCUCAUAACAUUUUAUUUCAGCUGUAAGACUAAAAGUUCGAGGUUUUCUUUUGAAUGAUGCCUAACUUCCGAAGUGUUUCAAUUGUUUUAAAUACUGAGCACAGUACACCAUUUCACAAACCUCAAACGUCUUGAUCACAUUUUAUGGUUUUCAUUUGGCAAUAGAUAAAUGUCAACAGUUUCCUCCAGCAUAAUAAAACACUUUGGAAAUAUGAUGUGUAAAAGUUAACGGAAGAAGCACAUUGAUCCCUAUAAAUAAAUGACUACAAGAAGUGGCACAUCUAAAAACAAAAUAGGUCAGCGACUCAAGAAAGUUUUCUGUUUUUUUUUUCUCUUGUUUAAUACGUACUGCUCCAAAUUUCAGAGAAACAUACACUUGUUUCAUGAAAGAAAAAAAUUACUGAAACUUAAAAUAAGUCAACAAAACUCCUGCUGUGUAGACAAAGUGGCUCACAGUCAAUCAUGAUUGAACUGUUGAUUGAUUAUCACCUCAAAUGAGGAGUCCUGUCAAAUAGAAAUCUGGAUGUCAGUAGGACAGAAGUAGACAGUUAACAAAGCACUCGUUCUCUAGGUAAACUUAAUAAUGAAUUUAAUGUUUUGGGUGAUUCCAGCUGCAAGCUGACUGGACUUUAAAAAAUGUUGAUAUGCAGUUAGAAGCACGAGAAAAUUCAAACCUUUAGGGGAUUAUUCCAUCAAACUACUAUACAAGGUCUCCUUUGUGCUCAGAGACUCCAUAGCAAUUCACACAUGGUUGAUUGGAGUGCCAUAAAAAAGCCGAUCUGGCACUUUGGUCUCAUGCCAGAUUUGACUGAAUUUUACCCUGUAUCAGUGCUGCCAAUGACCUAUUUCAUGUGUUUCAUCAAUGAAUGUCUCACAAACAAGUAGGUGGACUCACAAAAAGGUAUGAAUUCUCACUCUCCGUGAAAGAACUUCACCUUCAGACUCUCCAUCCAGGACUUCUACAGCAGCUCCAAGGUCGGUGCAAAGACAGGCUAAAAAUUUAACUUAAUGCUUUUUAAAAACAUGUUCAAAGACAUCUCUUUUCUUCCUUUUCAGCACGUUAGUAUCGUGGAUCUGGUCAUGAUGGGGGCUCUUAAGGGGGUUUUGUUGCUUCUAAUUUUACAGAUUUCUACUGCAAGCACCUCAGGUAAACCAACUGACUUCUUAUGUGGGCUUGGACAAUAAGACACUUACUGUGAAUCUUAUUCCAUUUUUAGUCAUUGGCAUAAAUUCUUCUUUUGAAGAUUAUUAUGUUUGUAUUCUACAAAACAGCUGACAUAAAUGACAAUAUGGUGAAGAUUAAAAACUAUCAAAUGACAUGUAACUUUAAGGUUCUCCAGUGAAACUUUCAUUUAACUCUCUGAGGGUAUCCUCAGAGCUGUGUUGGGUCAGGACCAAAUGUUUCUGCAAUAUGAUAUUAACUGAGCAGUAGCUUGUUGAAAUUCUGGUAGGCCAAGUGAAAACUGAAUAAAGUAGUGGUAAGAGAAGUGAAUAGGUGUCACACUAAUAUUAGCUGUGGAGCAUCUGCGAACCAGUAUAGCAGAGAUGCUUUUUUCAACAUGAACAUUAGUUUCAGUCUUUUCUUGCACAAAAUUUCAGGUUUUUUUUUUCAGGAAUAUCAGUGUCACAUUUUUUAUUAAUUUCAGUCAUGCUUUUUAAAGCAUCACAGUCCAAGUUUUAACUCAAAUCAAGUGAAGUAAGCCUGAACAUUGUGAGUGUGCCUCAAGAGGGGGUCAUAAACUUGAUAACGAAUGUAUAUAACUGAGGUUUUUAGAAUUAAAAUUGGAUUUUGAAUUGAAAAAAAAAAUCACUUUCUAUCACUUUUCUUUUGCCAUUGAAUUUUUAUCCAAUGUAAAAAUUAAUUUAGUGUAAAUAAAUUCAGUGUUUCAUAAAAAUUCAGUUUUGAAAAAAAAAAAAAAAAAACAGUGGAAAGAAUUUAAUAUUUCAAAAAAUCUAACAGCAAGAAAUUCAGUGUACAGUAUAAACAGCCAGUGAAGACGAUGGUGCCUCUAUGAUUAUACGUACUUUCUCUGGGAAUUUUUUGACACUGAAUUUUUUGAUAAGUUGAAUUUUUAUAAACUGAAUUUCUUUGAGAUAUUGAGAUUUUUGAGGCUAAUUUUAUUUUAUUUUAUUUUAUUAUUUUUUUUGCAUUGGAUAAAAACUUAGUGGCAAAAAAAUUUUUGGUGCUAUAAAUCUGAUGGUUUUUGAAAUUCAAAAUCCAAUCUUGAUGCUGAAAAAUCCAGUUCGAGAAACUCAGUUCAAACUCAGAUGGCACUAAUUUACUUCGAUACUCAAUUUCCAACAAAAUCUGGUCUGCUGUUAAAUGUAGGUUUACAGGCAUCAUCCUCUGAUGAGAUUUGAUUCUUCUCUGAAUAUUAAAUUAUCCUGCAUAGAAAAAAAGGACAUUAUUGACAUUGAUUCUCUAUUUUUCUUGAUUUUGUCCAGAAAAAACAUCUUUAAUUCUUUCAUAAAACAAACUCUUCUUGUACUUUUGCAGGAACUCUUGUCACCACCUGUGAAUCAUGUCAUGAUCAAGCUGCCUGUCUGGAGUUUAAAGAAAGAGGCGACACUUUCUCAAGUCAGUCGCUCUCAUGUGUCUGUAAAGAUGGUUUUGUAGGUGACGGUCUUACGUGUUAUGACGUAAAGCUCUGCAGUGACUCUUCUUGCUGUAAAGAUGGUUAUCACUGGUCACCAGACAGUGGCUGUGUGGACACUGAUGAAUGCUCCCUCAAAGACUCGCCCUGCAAACCAUCUCAAGUUUGCCAAAACACUCCAGGCUCCUUUGAAUGCCUGGAGCCUCACCCCAGCUCCAGAUCUGGUCCAUCCUUCCAGUCUAGCCAGUUCAGGUGUGGAAACACAACAUGUCCUUUAGGCAUGGACUGCAUCCGUGUGAACGAGACCCUCCGCUGUGCUGAUCCCUGCCAGCAUUACACUGCACUGAAUGAUGAGUGGAGAUCAACCAAUAACACCUCCAACCAGAUUCACUGUGAUCGAGAUAUUUACUGGCAAGGUUGGUAUCGGCUUUUUCUGGGACAAACCAGCGCUCAAAUCCCAGAUUGGUGUGUGCCUCCAAACAGGUGUGGAACCCAUGCCCCUUUGUGGAUAACAACACCUCAUCCCACACAGCCAGGUCGGAUUGAACGUCGCACUGUGUGUAACUCCUGGUCUGGCAGCUGCUGCCACUUUGCCUCACAAAACAUCCAUGUCAAGCACUGCUAUGAAAACUACUAUGUCUACAAACUUGUUGAUCCAGGCCUGUGCCGGCUUGCAUACUGUGCAGGUAUUGUUUGAUUUAAAAUACAAAAGUUUAUACUCAGUAAAUAAGACAAAAAGGAAAUUGAUUGAAAUUGAAAUUGAUUGAGAAACAACUGAGCUGCUGUCCACAAAUCUGAAAAUAACUUACUCAUUUAAGCCACCUUUGGUCAAACAAUAGUGUCUAACUGUUUUUAAUGUAAACAGAGGUGAACGGAACAUCUCCUGUGGUACCUUCAUCAACACCUGAACCAAACACUCCCACCACUCCCAACUAUGUGAACAUCACCUCCACCACAACAGCAGGAAACAGCUCAACAGCUGACGGGGAGGUCCGCCUGGUGAAUGGGAACAGCUCCUGCUCUGGCAGAGUAGAGAUCCUCCACCGUGGACAGUGGGGGACAGUGUGUGAUGAUUUAUGGGAUGUACGAGAUGCUCAGGUGGUCUGCAGACAGCUGGACUGUGGCUCAGUCUUGACAGCACAGACAGAUGCUUUUUUUGGACCGGGCAGUGGACCCAUCUGGAUGGUUGACGUCGCAUGCACUGGUCAUGAGUCAGAGCUCAGUGACUGUGUGCACAGAGGGUUUGGAAGUCACAAUUGUAGCCACACUGAGGAUGCAGGUGUCAUUUGUGAAGGUAAAAACAUUGUGUUGCACCAUCUCUGAAGCUAUUGCAAAAUACUCUUUAGCAGAAGCAGAUGCACUGAUGUGUGAUUUUAAAUAAACUUGUUAAUAAAAACUAUCUCUUAAAUGUGUCUCAUACAUCUGAUGUGUUUCAGGUUUACAGCCAGUUGCUUUACCACUGAGGCUGGUAAACUCUGACAACCGCUGCUCUGGCAGAGUGGAGGUCUACCAUGAGGGACAGUGGGGGACAGUGUGUGACGAUUUCUGGGACCUCAGCGAUGCCGAUGUGGUGUGUAGACAGCUGGACUGUGGUGCUGCUAUCUCAGCUCUAUCAAAUGCUGCUUUUGGACAGGGCAGUGGACCCAUCUGGUUGGACGAUGUGAGCUGUUCUGGCAAUGAAUCCUAUCUUACACACUGCAGACAUCGAGGGUUUGGGGUUCACAAUUGCGGUCAUGUUGAAGAUGCCAGUGUGGUUUGUGAAGGUAUGUGUUGGCACUUACUCAUAUCAACCUCAACUCUAAUGGUUUACAUUUGACCAGAAAAAUUUUCUGUUGUUCCUUUCACUGCCUGAUAAAAUCCCUUGUCUGGCUUCAAAUUCUCUACCUUGUCUGAGAACAGCCUGAGCCAAGGCCUGCCUUUUCCUUUUUGAGACACCUGAUGGUUUGCCAGAACUUCCUUGAGGUCAACCAAAAGUCCUCCUUCAUAGCCUCUCCACAUUCUUUUCACAUUGGGGUUCUUGCUUUUGCAGCCACUGUGACUGCAGCCCUCCUGGCCUUUCAGCUGCUUCUAAAGACCCCUGGGCUAACCAAGCUCAAAAGAGCUCCUUCCUCAGUCUGACUGCUUCCUCACCAAUGUUGUCCAUCAACAGGUUUGAAGGUUGCCACUACUACAGGCAUUGAUUAACUCCAGGCCACAGCUGCUACUGGCUGCUUCUACAAUGGAGGCUUUGAACACAGUCCAUCAUGAUUCCAUUUCCCCAACCUCUCUUGAGAUGCACAAGAAAUCCUUCCAGAGAGGGAGUUGAAGACCUUACUAAUAGGGACCUUUGCCAGACAUUCAUAAUCCACCUGUACUUUAUGUUUUGGUUCACCAGGUAUAUCCGGGAGCCUCACCCACCAUCUAAGCCAACUUUCCAUUGGGUGGUGAUUAGUUGGGAGCUCUGCUCCUCUCUUCACCCAAAAUGUUGAAACAUACAACUGCAGAUCAGAUAUGACAGUUGAUCUCUAGCCUAGGGUCGCUUGAUACCUGGUACACUCACGAACCACCAUUUGCUCACAAAUGGUGUUAGCUAUUGCUAAUCAUGACUAGCAUAGAAGUCCAAAGCACUGCCCAGGCUCAGCUCUGGCAGGCUGUUAUUCCCAACCACUCCUCCCCCGAAUGUCUCAAUUAUUUUCCAUGUGCACUAGGAACCUCUUGAAAACUAUGGAGUCCCCAGCUGGGAACUUUUCCAGGGCCCCACCCACAUACUCCAAGAAGGUUGUGUACACUGACCUGCUACUUGGCCAUUAUGCGCAACAACAGACUUUGCCUUCUCCCUACAACCUGACGCCUCAGAGAGGUUACCUUCUUGGUUCCUGGAGAAGACUCUAACACUCCCCACACCUACCAAGUGCCUCACUCACAAGGACCAUGCAAGAAGAGAGCCCAGCCUCUCUCCGGCAGUUUAGCCCCAGAGCCAGUGCAAUGGUUCUGACUACAUCUGUACAGUACCACUUCACCUAAAGCAGCAACUUCAGCUCCUUACCUACCAGUGAGGAAAAUUUCCACAUCCCAAGAACAAAUCCAUAACUCCAUGAAUAAGCAUGCCCAAACCUACUGCAAUGACUUGACAGGCUUCCAAUGCACUACACCUUGCCUAGCCUUGAGGCUGAUGGGCCCACAGGGCAGUGGCUUCUUGCUGUUUCUUCAGACUGAGCCCAACCAGGCUCCAUGGAGGAGUCCAACCCUUUGUUGUUUAGAUGUGAAUACAUAUUUAAGCAAGAUAAAGAGAUACACUGAUAGAAGAUACACAGGUUAUUAAAAAAAUACAAGGUUAUAUUUCAAGAGUUUUUCCCAGGACUGUGAAUCAUUGUUUAACAAUGCUAAAGCUGGAGGGGGCAGUAGAAUGUUGGGGACUAUUCAGAAAACUUUCUUAUCUUUUAAUACAGCAGCAGAAAACAACUCAACAGCUGAGGGGGAGGUCCGUGUGGUGAAUGGGAACAGCUCCUGCUCUGGCAGAGUAGAGAUCUUCCACCGUGGACAGUGGGGGACAGUGUGUGAUGAUAGCUGGGGUCUGCUGGAUGCUCAGGUGGUCUGCAGACAGCUGGGCUGUGGUAGGGUUCUGUCAGCACCACAGUUUGCUGCUUUUGGACAAGGCAGUGGACCCAUCUGGAUGGAUGAAGUCUCAUGCACUGGUCAUGAAUCAGAGCUCAGUGAGUGCAGGCACCCAGGGUUUGGAGUUCAUGACUGUAGCCACAGUGAGGAUGCUGGUGUUGUUUGUGAAGGUAAAUACAUAUUAUGUGUCACAAGCCGUCUGUGGUACUUUAUCAAGCUAAAAAAAAAACAGUUUAGUAAUCUGUCACCAACUAGAUUACAUAAAACAUGACUUAGACACCACACUUGUCACCCUUAUCUUCAGCCUUAAAUUUUAUUAUUUCUCUUUUCACUCCCUGCCCAUUCCCUCUUUUCCUGCAUUGUCAAAAUUCUGAUCCACACUAAUCAUGGAACAAAAAGCUAAAAAGAUGAAAAAGAAGAGAUAAAGUAUUUAGUAUUACAGCACAUCAUUGUUUUUAUGAAGUUUACACUUGAGAUGUGUUCAUAUCAUUAAUGUCAUGACUUACAUUUCCCAUCAGCUGCUGCUCCAGUAAGGCUGGUGAACUCUGGCAGCCCCUGCUCUGGCAGAGUGGAGGUCUACCAUGAUGGACGGUGGGGGACAGUGUGUGAUGAUUUCUGGGACCUCAGGGAUGCCAACGUGGUGUGUAGACAGCUGGGCUGUGGUGCUGCUCUUUCAGCUCCGUCAAACGCAGCUUUUGGACUGGGCAGUGGACCCAUCUGGAUGGACGAUGUGAGCUGUUUUGGCAAUGAAACAUCUAUUACAGACUGCAGACAUCGAGGGUUUGGGAACCACAAUUGUGGUCAUCAUGAAGAUGCUGGAGUUGUCUGUGGAGGUAAAUCCAUUUUCUUUAACCCACUUUGAUCCUUAUAGGGUUACUUUAUUUUCUUUAAGCUGUACCGGCAUAAAAACAUGUCUCUCAUUAAAUUGAUGUUUUUAAACUUUGCGAUUUUUGUUUUUGAGGACUUACGCUCUACAAUUUUAUGUUUUCACAUGCAAUGUAUUCUGUGGUCUUUUUUCAGUCUUUACACCUCAGCAUUACCUGCUCAUUUGUAGCCCAGAUACACUUCGAUUGGGGGUGGAUAUAGCUGGCCUGACAUCCUCCGGUUUGAACCCAUUCUCUGGCAACUUGGCAUCUCCCAACUGCUCCUGGAACCGAGUGAACAAUAAUGUAGUGUGGUAUGAGGUGGAGGCCAGGGAGGGUCUCUGUAGAACCACUCUGACGGUAAAGACUUGACCGGUUUUACUUUGAGAAUCAGAUUGUAUGUAGGAUAAAAGAUAAGAUCUUUUUUGGUACAGUUUGGUCAUGUCUGUAAUGCUACUGACAACAUCAUAUCCAAAGUUAACUUUCUGGUAACACAAUCAUUCUGUUAUUUUCAGACCAACAGAACACAUGCCAUCUACUCCAACAUCUUAUUUAUCUAUCCUUUAAACAAUGAGUCCUUUAACCUUCCUGUGAGCGUCCCCUUCUCCUGUGCGUACACCCUGGAAUUAGACACCAACUUGAAUGUGGUUAUCAGACCAGUGCUGCCGUAAGUAGCCUCGAAUUACUUAUUAACUCUGAAGUGGACUUGAUGUACUUUUAGUAUGUACUCCGAUUUUGACUUUAGCAGACACGGAAAUGUUUCGAUUUGCUGCAUGAUGUAUAUUUCUGAAUCAACUAAAAACACAAAGAUAUGUCCAGAAUACUCUGAAAUGCUUAAAACUAGUCAUUUAAAGAGGAACUAGAAAAUUCCCUCUGGGAAAUUUUGAACGGGCGUUGGAGGUUAGUGCCGGGGUGUGUACAUUAUGAUGAGAUUCUUCAGAGACUGUAAAUAAUUAAAACUGUUAAUACUAUUGUGAUUUUAUAUACAAGGAGCACUACUACAACAAACAUUCCUUUAACUCCAAUAAUUGUUCUUUUUUUUGCUUGUCCCAUUGACUUCAAAAUUUUUUUAUGGUUUUUGUGACAUACGUCACAACAGAGGCCGCUUUUUAUCAUUAAUGAAAUUGCCCUGAAAGUGAUUAAAUGAUGCAGACAUCAGGGCAGUCCCUGGUUAGGGAAUUGGUCUCAGCCAUAGACUGAAUGUACUACAGACAACUAGGUUGCGCCGUCCGCCAGUAUACGAAAUUGAAGCCAAAAAGCUCUCGGUAAGUCCGCGCUUUUUCUCCAUUUCCUGGAACCAACAUUGUACAGUAGUACUGUGCGCAUCCGACGGGAGAGUCGCUGAGUCGCUCCGAUGACGUUCGGCUCAAACAGCAUUUCCCCCCGGUGAGCUAAGCAAUCCUUGUAUGCCCAUAGGCUGUAUCAGGUGUCAAUCAUAGAAAACUUGAACCUGUCCAUUCUAUAUACACAUACAAUGUUAAAAAGUAAUAGCCAUAGACUGUAUACAGAAUGGAUGCCGUCUGCCUCCUCGCUGGGUGAAGCCACCCUGUGAACAGCACCCUCUGGUGACGGGCUGCAGUAUAGGUCAUAAAUCCCGCCUCCUCCAGCAAUCUCUAUGGAGUUGUGGACAAACUUUAGAAAUUUAUUACACAGAAUAUAAAUGUUUCUCCCCCCUGGAUGCGAUGUUGACAUGUAGUUACUGUAAGACUGGUUUGUGCUCAAGUCCUCUUUUUUCACUUUUUUCACUUUUUAAAAGUUAUUUGGGGGUUCAUGGUUUCUGUGAUUGACACUUGAUACAGCCUAUGGGCGUACGAAGAUUGCGUAGCUCACCCAGGGGAUACGCUGUUUCAGCUGAGCGUCAUCACAGCGACUCUCCCCCGAAUGCGCACAAUGCUACUGUGCAAGUCGUGGAGUGCGUACAACGCUAUGGCGCAAUGUUGGUUUCAGGAAAUGGAGACAAAACGUGGAAUCACUGAAAGCUUUUCAGCUUCAAAUCUGUAUACUGGCGGAAGGCGGAACCAAGUUGUCCAUAGUAUAUACAGUCUAUGGUGAUAGCACACCGAUCCAAAUCAAGUCACAUGUUUAUAUGUGUAAUCUGCUCCACGGCCCUUUUAGCUGUAGGACUAGUCACGAAAUUGAAAUAUGUCUGGAAGAGGAAUAAGAAAAACUCACUAAAGUUGUUUUACUAACUAAAAGAGGAUGUAUAAACAGGUUUUGACUGCCUUAAAAUUAACAAUAUGGUCUUUGCAGGGCAGCAGGUGGAAUUUCAGGAUCAGGUCCCAGAAACAGGGCCUCGAUGUUUCUUUUUGUCAACUCGGCCUACACUGAGACCUAUCCACCCGGCCGGGUCAGCCUGCCUGUGGGUUCACCUUUGUUUGUGGGUGUCUUUGCACAAGGGAGAGAUCCCAACUUUGUUGCUGUUCUGGACAACUGCUACAUCUCUUACUCAUCCUCCCCUAAUAAUCCUACACUAUACCCUCUUAUCCGGAACAGGUGAGAGUCUUCAAGUCUAAGAGUAUUGUUUGAUGAGUAUGAUGGAAAAGUUAAAUGAGCAUUUACACUGUAAGCCCUGUUGACCUGGUAAGUUGCUGCUUCUCUCUUCCAGGUGUCCCGUUGACAGCCGACUGGUGUCUGUGACUGAGAGUGGCAGGUCUUACCGUGCUCGAUUCACUGCCCUGCUCUUCCCGCCAGACGGUGAAUCCAGAGAUAUUUAUCUCCAUUGUAAUCUCAGCAUGUGUGACCGAAGGUACUCCAUCUGUAUCCCAGUAAGUCAAACAGUAUUUUCAUAAGUAUCAUUAUCUAUGCAUAACCCUUGUUAUUAAAAAAUAAAUGGAUGAUGACAUAAUCUGUCACUUUUCUAAGUCCUGUGGAAGGAGGAGAUCUCGUUCUGUGUCCAACUCUGAUGCCAUGGAGAGCCUCACCAUCGGACCUGUUGCUUGUGAGUAUUAGUUUCUAUUUGGUAAAAGGGCUGAUUUAUUAAAACACUGAAUAACACAGAAAUAACUCUCAUACUUUCUGUCUUUCUUUCUUUAUCUUUAGGGCAAAAGUCAGCUGAGUGAGCUGGUCACAAACUUUUACAAACUCAUUUUAGACUGUAAUACUAUUUUGUACUGCAUGUAUGUUACAUUAACAAGACAUCAAACUAUGAGAAAAGUUACUCCAGAUAAACGGUCAUAUCAGACUUCAUGUUGUUUCUCUGUUCUGACACAUUUAAAUGGUUGAAAUCAAACCAAAAUAUAGAAGUGAGAAGUAGCUAAAUGAUGUGAAUUUACUGUAUACACACGAUUCUUAAAAUGCACUUUGUCUUGGACCAAUUAUAUUUUUCUAAAGUUGUGAUUUAAUCAAUGACAGAUUUGUGAAUGCGAUUGAAGUGCUCAAUAAAGUGUCAACUAUGCAAAAAUGCAGGAUUGCGUGUUCUUUUAAAUAACACUGCCCUCUAGUGGCUGAAUGUCUCAGACUGAAUCUGACAAGGACAGUAAAUACCUGAUAAAAUACGGUCUAUUUGAUUUUCCACUCAACACAUAAUCAUUCACAAAACAAAAAGCUGUGUUCACAUGAAGUUGACUACUUGAUACAUCAGACAUGAUGUCCACUUACUUUAAAUUCUGGUAUGUGUAAUCUCUUAUCUGUCUGCCUGUCAUGGUGUUGAGGGGGCAGAGGAAAAGUGAGGCUCACAGGGUGGAGUUGUACAGACUUUUCCUCUCUUUGUAUUGUUAGUCCAGCUAAGUUUGCAAAUGAUUGCCAAUUCACAGUUGCAGGAACUCAGCUCUGCAUGUCAGCAACAUCGAUUAUUGAAUGUUUCAUUACUGCAAAGGAGAAAUACAAUCAGUGAAAACAAAAAAACUAAAAGGUUCUGCCACAUUUUAUCAAGCAUGCUGCUUCAACAUCAUCACUCUGGUUUGAAUAAAGUCAGUCUAAGUUAAAAGAUGUUUCUAUUAGACAGUUUUGGGACCCUGUCAUUAUUUGUGAUUCAGUCAGCAUUCACAUUUUGCUGAAUACCGUCUGCUAUCUGCACAGAGCAAUUUAACCAUUGUAUUCUAUCACAAAUCAAUCAAUCAAUUGCUGUCAAGUCUGGUUUGCCUGGAUUCCCCUCACCAGGGCCUGCUGUGCCGCCUGCCCAAACAGCUCCCCUGGAACCACUAGGAGACUGCGGAGGGCCCUGUGGCCCGACUCUGAAAGAGAACACUGGGCAUUCUCCACACCUGAUGGCGGGUCAGGGUGAGUGUUGACAUCAACCUGCCAGGCUCCCUUGACAUCAGGGCAAAGGCCUGUUAUAAUGCAUUGCUCAAGCUCUGGUCAGAAGCAUCCACUUUGGAGGACUGCAUGGCCAGAGACAAGGUCAAAAUCAAAUAGGAAAGGAAGUUCCCGAUACGCUCCAUGUGGUCUGCAGUAUCAUUAUACUUCACUCUAAGGUCAUUUGUAACCUAACACUGUGGCCUAGGGCAGCAGGCAUCAGAUCUCAAGACCUCUUCCAGGGCUACAGUAAGGGAGGCAAUGGACGGCUGGACAGCUGGCAUCUGGCCCAGCUGGUGGCUGCUGGCCUUUUGCAUGGAAGCUAGAACCCUACCAUCAACCGAAGAAUGUGCUACCCGAUGCGCUAGCAGCUGGGGCCUCAUCCAAACCCAGAUGCAUCAGUGCUAAGCGAAUCAUCAGUUUGAUCAAGGCUGAGGCAGCCUCAGAGCCAUCCCCAGACCUGCACCCUGUCUGCGAAGAGCAGAUCUCUGAAGCAGGAAGAGAGGCCUUUCCUUCAUCGUUGGCAGACCCACUCACCCAAAACUGACUACGGGAAGCCCUUGUAGACAGCUCACCCUUGUCCCAACCUGUUGAGGUAGGAGCCCCAUCCUGUGGGCUGUCCAUCUGCACUGCCACCCCCCUACCUGGUUGAAGAUUAAGAAGCAGACCCUUAAUUUCAGCAAAUUCUUGGACCACCUUAGCAGCCAGACCCUGCAUCUUUUUACCCUUCUUUGGCGGGGGAGCACCUUCCUGGAGGGGGUAUUUUCUGCCACCCAGGCUACUGGCAGAUUCACCAGAGGGAGACAAUUGGUCCCCUUGCUGCCAUCCUUCAACCUCGACCAGCCAAACCUGCAUUAAAUCACAGGGCAUGAAGCUGCAAUUCAUGCACUGAUUGUCAGACAGCCCUUGCCUAAGGUGAGUGACACCAAGGCAUUGGAUUCAUAUUUAGUGUAUGAAUUCAGGCUCACAGCCAAUACUUACCUCGGCGCCAUACCUUAGAGCCGAACCUGGGGAGAUCACUGCCAUGCCAAUAAGGACUUAUCACAGUCUUUGGAGCUAACCUCGUGGUUUAAGUGUUCCAAGUGAAAAAUAUACUGAGCUCUUCUACAUAACAACCUGCAUCUACGUAGAACAUGCAGGAAGAUUAAAGGGACGCCCAUCAGGGUGACGCUGGCUUGUAUAGGAUACGUCAUGCGUCAUCCCUGGGUACAUGACCUUGUUGAUAUAAAAUACUUGACCUGCACAUGAGACAGAGAUCCAGUGUGAAGAACUGGAAAGACUAAAGACUUUAAGACUAAAAGUUCGAGUUUUCUUUUGAAUGAUGCCUAACUUCCGAAGUGUUUCAAUUGUUUUAAAUACUGAGCACAGUAUACCAUUUCACAAACCUCAAAUGUCUUGAUCACAUUUUAUGGUUUUCAUUUGGCAAUAGAUAAAUGUCAACAGUUUCCUCCAGCAUAAUAAAACACUGGAAAUAUGAAGUGUAAAAGUUAACGGAAGAAGCACAUUGAUCCUUGGUCCUAGGUCAGCGACUCAAAGAAGGUUUCUGUUUUUUUUCUCUUGUUUAAUACGUACUGCUCCAAAUUUCAGAGAAACAAACAAUUGUUUCAUGAAAGAAAAAAAUUACUGAAACUUAAAAUAAGUCAACAAAACUCCUGCUGUGUAGACCAAGUGGCUCACAGUCGAUCAUGAUUGAACUGUUGAUUAUCACCUCAAAUCAAGAGUCCUGUCAAAUAGAAAUCUGGAUGUCAGUAGGACAGAAGUAGACAGUUGACAAAGCACUCGUUCUCAAGGUAAACGUAAUAAUGAAUUUAAUGUUUUGGGUGAUUCCAGCUGCAAGCUGACUGGACUUUAAAAUGAUAUGCAGUUAAAAGCACGAGAAAACCCAAACACUUUUUGGACACUUUUGGAGAUUAUUCCAUCAAACUACUUUAUACUAGGUCUCCUUUGUGCUCAGAGACUCCAUAGCAAUUCAAACAUUGGUUGAUUGGAGUGCCAUAAAAAAGCCGAUCUGGCACUUUGGUCUCAUGCCAGAUCUGAUUGAAUUUUACCCUGUAUCAGUGCUGCCAAUGACCUAUUUCAUUUGUUUCAUCAAUGAAUGUCUCACAAACAAGUAGGUGGACUCACAAAAAGGUAUAAAUUCUCACUCUCAGAGAAAGAGCUUCACCUUCCAACUCUCCAUCUAGGACUUCUACAGCAGCUCCAAGGUCGGUGCAAAGACAGACUAAGAUUUUAAUUCAAUGCUUUUUAAAAACAUGUUCAAAGACAUCUCUUUUCUUCUUUUUCAGCACAUUAGUAUCUUGGAUCUGGUCCAUAAUGGGGGCUCUCAAGGGGCUUUUGUUGCUUCUAAUUUUACAGAUUUCUACUGCAAGCACCUCAGGUAAACCAACUGACUUCUUAUGUGGGCUUGGACAAUAAGACACUUACUGUGAAUCCUAUUCAAUUUUUAGUCAUUGGCAUAAAUUCUUCUUUUGAAGAUUAUUAUGUUUGUAUUCUACAAAACAGCUGACAUAAAUGACAAUAUGGUGAAGAUUAAAAACUAUCAAAUGACAUGUAACUUUAAGGUUAUCCAGUUAAACUUUUAUUUAACUCUCUGAGGGUAUCCUCAGAGCUGUGUUGGGUCAGGACCAAAUGUUUCUGCAAUAUGAUAUUAACUGAGCAGUAGCUUGUUGAAAUUCUGGUAAGCCAAGUGAAAACUGAAUACAGUAGUGGUAAGAGAAGUGAAUAGGUGUCACACUAAUAUUAGCUGUGGAGCAUCUGCGAAUCAGUAUUAGUAUACCAGUAUAGCAGAGAUGCUUUUUUCAACAUGAACAUUAGUUUCAGUCUUUUCUUGCACAAAAUUUCUUUUUUUUUUUCAAGAAUAUCAGUGUCAGAUUUUUAAUUAAUUUCAUUCAUGUUUUUAAAAGCAUCACAGUCCAAAUUCCAACUCAAAUCAAGUGAAGUAAGCCUACACAUUGUGAGUGUGCCACAAGAGGAGGUCAUAUCAUUUGGUUGCAGAAACUUAAUUAUGAAUGUACAUAACUGAGGUUUUUAGAAUUAAAAUUGGAUUUUGAAUUUGAGUUUUAAAAAAUUCAUCAAAAAAGAAACAACAAUGGAAAGAAUUUAAUAUUUCAAAAAAUCUAACAGCAAGAAAUUCAGUGUACAGUAUAAACAGCCAGUGAAGACGAUGGUGCCUCUAUGAUUAUACGUACUUUCUCUGGGAAUUUUUUGACACUGAAUUUUUUGAUAAGUUGAAUUUUUAUAAACUGGAUUUUUUUGAGAUAGAGAUUUUUGAGGCUAAUUUUAUUUUAUUUUAUUUUAUUAUUUUUUUGCAUUGGAUAAAAACUUAGUGGCAAAAAACUUUUUGGUGCUAUAAAUCUGAUGGUUUUUGAAAUUCAAAAUCCAAUCUUGAUGCUGAAAAAUCCAGUUCUAGAAACUCAAAUUCAAACUCAGAUGGCACUAAUUUACUUCGAUACUCAAUUUCCAACAAAAUCUUGUCCUCCCUUAAAUGUAGAUUCACAGGUAUCAUCCUCUGAUGAGAUUUGAUGUGUGUGUGAUUGUUCUCUAAAAAAUAGAAAAAAGGACAUUAUUGACAUUGAUUCUCUAUUUUACUUGAUUUUGUCCAGAAAAAAACAUCUUUAAUUCUUUCAUAAAACAAACUCUUCUUGUACUUAUACAGGAACUCUUGUCCCCACCUGUGAAUCAUGUCAUGAUCAAGCUGCCUGUCUGGAGUUUAAAGAAAGAGACGACACUUUCUCAAGCCAGUCGCUCUCAUGUGUCUGUAAAGAUGGUUUUGUAGGUGACGGUCUCAGGUGUUAUGACGUAAAGCUCUGCAGUGACUCUUCUUGCUGUAAAGAUGGUUAUCACUGGUCACCGGACAAAGGCUGUGUGGACACUGAUGAAUGCUCCCUCAAAGACUCGCCCUGCAAACCAUCUCAGGUUUGCCAAAACACUCCAGGCUCCUUUGAAUGCCUGGAGCCUCACCCCAGCUCCAGAUCUGGUCCAUCCUUCCAGUCUGGCCGGUUCAGCUGUGGAAACACAACAUGUCCUUUGGGCAUGGACUGCAUCCGUGUGAACGGGACCCUCAGCUGUGCUGAUCCCUGCCAGCAUUACACUGUACUGAAUGAUGAGUGGAGAUCAACCAAUAACACCUCCAACCUGAUUCACUGUGAUCGAGAUAUUUACUGGCAAGGUUGGUAUCGGCUUUUUCUGGGACAAACCAGUGCUCAAAUCCCAGAUUGGUGUGUGCCUCCAAACAGGUGUGGAACCCAUGUCCCUUUGUGGAUAACAACACCUCAUCCCACACAGCCAGGUCGGGUUGAACGUCGCACUGUGUGUAACUCCUGGUCUGGCAGCUGCUGCCACUUUGCCUCACAAAACAUCCAUGUCAAGCUCUGCUAUGGAAACUACUAUGUCUACAAACUUGUUGAUCCAGGCCUGUGCCGGCAUGCAUACUGUGCAGGUAUUGUUUGAUUUUAAAGCUAAUUCAAAAAAACAAGUUUAUACUCAGUAAUUAAGACAAAAAGGAAAUUGAUACAGUCUUAUAAAUGACUUACAAAUCAAGAAACUGAGCUGCUGUCCACAAAUCUGAAUAAAACUUACUCAUUUAAGCCACCUUUGGUCAACCAACAGUGUCUAACUGUUUUUAAUGUAAACAGAGGUGAAUGGAACAUCUCCUGUGGUACCUUCAUCAACACCUGAACCAAACACUCCCACUACUCCCAACUAUGUGAACAUCACCUCCACCACAAUAGCAGGAAACAGCUCAACAGCUGAGGGGGAGGUCCGCCUGGUGAAUGGGAGCAGCUCCUGCUCUGGCAGAGUAGAGAUCUUCCACCGUGGACGCUGGGGGACAGUGUGUGAUGAUAGCUGGGACAUCAGAGAUGCCAACGUGGUGUGUAGACAGCUGGGCUGUGGUGCUGCUUGUUCAGCUUUAUCAAACGCAGCUUUUGGACAGGGCAGUGGACCUAUCUGGUUGGAUGAUGUGAGCUGCUUUGGUAAUGAGCCAUCCAUUACGGACUGCAGACAUCCAGGGUUUGGGAACCACAAUUGUGCUCAUGUUGAAGACGCCAGUGUCAUCUGUGAAGGUUAAUAUUUACACAAAAAUCUCACAGUGCUUACCUCUCAAUGAGAAGAAAACUGAAUUUUACAUCCAACAACAAUAAACUACAUCAUGAAUAUUUACAUGUAGAAUUAACAGAGAACUUUGGCUCAUAACCAUUGAUGACCCUGAAGGCUGAAGGUGUGUCCAGACCUGACAAAGUCUUGUCUUUUAGGUGAUCCGGACUUUAACAGCACAGUCACAGCUACUCCUGGUCCAAUUCAAACAACUACUACUCCCAACUAUGUGAACAUGACCUCCACCACAACAGCAGGAAACAGCUCAACAGCUGAAGGGGAGGUCCGCCUGGUGAAUGGGAACAGCUCCUGCUCUGGUAGAGUAGAGAUCUUCCACCGUGGACAGUGGGGGACAGUGUGUGAUGAUAACUGGGGUCUGCUGGAUGCUCAGGUGGUCUGCAGACAGCUGGGCUGUGGUGGGGUUUUGUCAGCACCACAGUUUGCUGCUUUUGGACAAGGCAGUGGACCCAUCUGGUUAGAUGAAGUCUCAUGCGCUGGUCAUGAAUCAGAGCUCAGAUGGUGCGGGCACAGAGGGUUUGGAAAUCAUGACUGUAGCCACAGUGAGGAUGCUGGAGUUGUUUGUGAAGGUAAGUACAAUUUUUAGGUUUUUGUGUUCAGCCCAUUGUAGAAUAAGAAAAGUCAGCUGUUAAAGAAUCAUAAAAUAUAACUUUGACCAUAUUUAUAUCUGUACACUCAUCAGCCUCAGAUAUAUCUAUGAUUUUUCAGCAGAAGGACAUGUUCCUCUAAGCAAAUAGAAAAGGAUCUAUAAGUCUUGCAUUCAUGUUUGAUAUCAGAUCAUUUCUCUUUUUUUCAGCACCAGCUGCUGCUCCAGUGAGGCUGGUAAACUCUGACAGCCGCUGCUCUGGCAGAGUGGAGGUCUACCAUGAGGGACGCUGGGGGACAGUGUGUGAUGAUAGCUGGGACCUCAGGGACGCCAACGUGGUGUGUAGACAGCUGGGCUGUGGUGCUGCUCAUUCAGCUCUGUCAAACACAGCUUUUGGACAGGGCAGUGGACCCAUCUGGAUGGAUGAUGUGAGCUGCUUUGGUAAUGAGCCAUCCGUUACAGACUGCAGACAUCCAGGGUUUGGGGUUCACAAUUGUGGUCAUGUUGAAGACGCCAGUGUCAUCUGUGAAGGUAAAUACUGACGUAACAGUUUGUUGCUGAUGAGAAAAAACCCUCAUCUUUCAUUUUUAAUACUGACCACAGACCAGUUAGCACUGUAUUGUAUCACCAAAAUCCCACAAUGCUCACCUCUUUAUGAGAAGAAAACUGAAUUUUACAUCCACCAACAAUAAACUACAUCAUGAAGAUUAACAUGUAGAAUUAACAAAGAACUUUGGCUCAUAACCAGUGAUGACCCUGAAGGCUGAAGAUGUGUCCAGACCUGAAAAAGUCUUGUCUUUUAGGUGAUCCAAACUUUAACAACACAGUCACAGCUACUCCUGGUCCAAUUCAACCAACUACUACUCCCAACUAUGUGAACAUCACCUCCACCACAACAGCAGGAAACAGCUCAACAGCUGAAGGGGAGGUCCGCCUGGUGGAUGGGAACAGCUCCUGCUCUGGCAGAGUAGAGAUCUUCCACCGUGGACAGUGGGGGACAGUGUGUGAUGACAGCUGGGACAUCAGGGAAGCCAACAUGGUGUGUAGACAGCUGGGCUGUGGUGCUGCUCGUUCAGCUCUGUCAAACGCAGCUUUUGGACAGGGCAGUGGACCCAUCUGGGUGGAUGAUGUGAGCUGCUUUGGUAAUGAGCCAUCCAUUACAGACUGCAGACAUCCAGGGUUUGGGAACCACAAUUGUGCUCAUGUUGAAGACGCCAGUGUCAUCUGUGAAGGUAAAUAUUUACACAAAAAUCUCACAGUACUCACCUCUCAAUGAGAAGAAAACUGAAUUUUACAUCCAACAACAAUAAAAUACAUCAUGAAUAUUAACAUGUAGAAUUAACAAAGAACUUUGGCUCAUAACCAUUGAUGACCCUGAAGGCUGAAGAUGUGUCCAGACCUGAAAAAGUCUUAUCUUUUAGGUGAUCCAAACUUUAACAGCACAGUCACAGCUACUCCUGGUCCAAUUCAACCAACUACUACUCCCAACUAUGUGAACAUGACCUCCAUCACAACAGCAGGAAACAGCUCAACAGCUGACGGGGAGAUCCGCCUGGUGGAUGGGAACAGCUCCUGCUCUGGCAGAGUAGAGAUCCUCCACCGUGGACAGUGGGGGACAGUGUGUGAUGAUUUAUGGGAUGUACGAGAUGCUCAGGUGGUCUGCAGACAGUUGGACUGUGGCUCAGUCUUGACAGCACAGACAGAUGCUUUUUUUGGACCGGGCAGUGGACCCAUCUGGAUGGUUGAUGUCGCAUGCACUGGUCAUGAGUCAGAGCUCAGUGACUGUGUGCACGGAGGGUUUGGAAGUCACAAUUGUAGCCACACUGAGGAUGCAGGUGUCAUUUGUGAAGGUAAAAACAUUGUGUUGCACCAUCUCUGAAGCUUUUACAAAAUACUCUUUAGCAGAAUCAGAUGCACUGAUGUGUGAUUUUAAAAAACUGGUAAAAAAAAAACUAUCUUUAAUAUGUGUCUCAUACCUCUGAUGUGUUUCAGGUUUACAGCCAGUUGCUUUACCACUGAGGCUGGUAAACUCUGACAACCGCUGCUCUGGCAGAGUAGAGGUCUACCAUGAGGGACAGUGGGGGACAGUGUGUGAUGAUUUCUGGGACCUCAGCGAUGCCGAUGUGGUGUGUAGACAGCUGGACUGUGGUGCUGCUCGCUCAGCUCUAUCAAAUGCUGCUUUUGGACAGGGCAGUGGACCCAUCUGGUUGGACGAUGUGAGCUGUUCUGGCAAUGAAUCCUAUCUUACACACUGCAGACAUCGAGGGUUUGGGGUUCACAAUUGUGGUCAUGUUGAAGAUGCCAGUGUGGUUUGUGAAGGUAAGUGAGCCCAGCCUCUCUCCGGCAGUUUAGCCUCAGAGCCAGUGCAAUGGUUCUGACUACAUCUGUACAGUACCACUUAACCUAAAGCACCAACUUCAGCUCCUUACCUACCAGUGAGGAAAAUUUCCACAUCCCAAGAACAAAUCCAUGACUCCAUGAACAAGCAUGCCCAAACCUACUGCAAUGACUUGACAGGCUUCCAAUGCACUACACCUUGCCUAGCCUUGAGGCUGAUGGGCCCACAGGGCAGUGGCUUCUUGCUGUUUCUUCAGACUGAGCCCAACCAGACUCCGUGGAGGAGUCCAACCCUUUGUUGUUUAGAUGUGAAUACAUAUUUAAGCAAGAUAAAGAGAUACACUGAUAGAAGAUACACAGGUUAUUAAAAAAAUACAAGGUUAUAUUUCAAGAGUUUUUCCCAGGACUGUGAAUCAUUGUUUAACAAUGCUAAAGCUGGAGGGGGCAGUAGAAUGUUGGGGACUAUUCAGAAAACUUUCUUUAUCUUUUAAUACAGCAGCAGAAAACAACUCAACAGCUGAGGGGGAGGUACGUGUGGUGAAUGGGAACAGCUCCUGCUCUGGCAGAGUAGAGAUCUUCCACCGUGGACAGUGGGGGACAGUGUGUGAUGAUAGCUGGGGUCUGCAGGAUGCUCAGGUGGUCUGCAGACAGCUGGGCUGUGGUAGGGUUCUGUCAGCACCACAAUUAGCAGCUUUUGGACAAGGCAGUGGACCCAUCUGGAUGGAUGAGGUCUCAUGCACUGGUCAUGAAUCAGAGCUCAGUGAGUGCAGGCACCCAGGGUUUGGAGUUCAUGACUGUAGACACAUUAAGGAUGCUGGUGUUGUUUGUGAAGGUAAAUACAUAUUAUCAAAAUGUGUCACAAGCCGUCUGUGGUACUUUAUCAAGCUAAAAAAAAACAGUUUAGUAAUCUGUCACCAACUAGAUUACAUAAAACAUGACUUAGACACCACACUUGUCACCCUAAUCUUCAGCCUUAAAUCUUAUUUCUCUUUUCACUCCCUGCCCAUUCCCUCUUUUCCUGCAUUGUCAAAAUUCUGAUCCACACUAAUCAUGGAACAAAAAGCUAAAAAGAUGAAAAAGAAGAGAUAAAGUAUUUAGUAUUACAGCACAUCAUUGUCUUUAUCAAGUUCACACUUGAGAUGUGUUCAUAUCAUUAAUGUCAUGACUUACAUUUCCCAUUAGCUGCUGCUCCAGUGAGGCUGGUAAACUCUGGCAGCCCCUGCUCUGGCAGAGUGGAGGUCUACCAUGAUGGACGGUGGGGGACAGUGUGUGAUGAUUUCUGGGACUUCAGGGAUGCCAACGUGGUGUGUAGACAGCUGUGGUGCUGCUCUUUUCAGCUUUUCAAACGCAGCUUUUGGACUGGGCAGUGGACCCAUCUGGAUGGAUCUGGGCUGUUUUGGCAAUGAAACAUCUUUAGCAGACUGCAGAAAUGGAGGGUUUGGGAACCACAAUUGUGGUCAUCAUGAAGAUGCUGGAGUUGUCUGUGGAGGUAAAUCCAUUUUCUUUAACCCACUUUGAUCCUUAUAGGGUUACUUUAUUUUCUUUAAGCUGUACCGGCAUAAAAACAUGUCUCUCAUUAAGUUGAUGUUUUUAAACUUUGUGAUUUUUGUUUUAGAGGACUUAUGCUCUACAAUUUUAUGUUUUCACAUGCAGUGUAUUCUGCGGUCUUUUUUCAGUCCCUACACCUCAGCAUUACCUGCUCAUUUGUAGCCCAGAUACACUUCGAUUGGGGGUGGAUAUACCUGGCCUGACAUCCUCCGGUUUGAACCCACUCUCUGGCAACUUGGCAUCCCCCAGCUGCUCCUGGAACCGAGUGCACAAUAAUGUAGUGUGGUACGAGGUGGAGGCCAGGGAGGGUCUCUGUAGAACCACUCUGACGGUAAAGACUUGACCGGUUCUACUUUGAGAAUCAGAUUGUAUGUAGGAUAAAAGAUAAGAUCUUUUUUGGUACAGUUUGGUCAUGUCUGUAAUGCUACUGACAACAUCAUAUCAUCCAAAGUUAACUUUCUGGUAACACAAUCAUUCUGUUAUUUUUCAGAACAAUGUCACACAUGCCAUCUACUCCAACAUCUUAUUUAUCUAUCCUUUAAACAAUGAGUCCUUCAACCUUCCUGUGAGCGUCCCCUUCUCCUGUGCGUAUCCCCUGGAAUUAGACACCAGCUUGAAUGUGGUUAUCAGACCAGUUCUGCCGUAAGUAGCCUCUAAUUACUUAUUAACUCUGAAGUGGACUUGAUGUACUUUUAGGACGUACUCUGAUUUUGACUUUAGCAGACACGGAAAUGUUUCAAUUUGCUGCAUGAUGUAUAUUUCUGAAUCAACUAAAAACACAAAGAUAUGUCCAGAGUACUCUGAAAUGCUUAAAACUAGUCAUUUAAAGAGGAACUAGAAAAUUCCCUCUGGGAAAUUUUGAACAGGUGUUGGAGGUUAGUGGAGGUGUGUACAUUAUGAUGAGAUUCUUCAGAGACUGUAAAUAAUUAAUACUGUUAAUACUAUUGUGAUUUUAUAUACAAGGAGCACUACUACAACAAACAUUCCUUUAACUCCAAUAAUUGUUCUUUUUUCUGCUUGUCCCAAUGACUUCCAAAUUUUUUCAUGGUUUUUGUGACAUUCGUCACAACAGAGGCCGCUUUUUGAUCAUUAAUGAAAUUGCCCUGAAAGUGAUUAAAUGAGACAUGCAGACAUCAGGGCAGUCCCUGGUUAGGGAGUUGGUCUCAGCCAUAGACUGAAUGUACUACAGACAACUUGGUUGCGCCGUCCGCCAGUAUACGAAAUCGAAGCCAAAAAGCUCUCAGUAAGUCCGCAUUUUUCUCCAUUUCCUGGAACCAACAUUGUACAGUAGUAUUGUGCGCAUCCGGCGGGAGAGUUGCUGAGUCGCUCCGAUGACGUUCGGCUCAAACAGCGUAUCCCCCCAGUGAGCUAAGCAAUCCUUGUAUGCCCAUAGGCUGUAUCAGGUGUCAAUCAUAGAAAACUUGAAAACUAGAAAAGUAAUAGCCAUAGACUGAAUAUAGAAUGGAUGCCGUCUGCCUCCUCGCUGGGUGAAGCCACCCUGUGAACAGCACCCUCUGGUGACGGGCUGCAGUAUAGGUCAUAAAUCCCGCCUCCUCAAGCAAACUUAAUGGAGCUGUGGACAAACUUUAGAAAUUAAUUACACAGAAUAUAAAUGUUUCUCCCCCCUUGGUUGCGAUGUUGACAUGUGGUUACAGUAAGACUGGUUUGUGCUCAAGUCCUCUUUUUUCACUUUUUAAAAGUUAUUUGGGGGUUCAUGAUUUCUAUGAUUGACACUCGAUACAGCCUAUGGGCGUACGAAGAUUGCGUAGCUCACCCGAGGGAUACGCUCUUUCAGCUGAGCGUCAUCACAGCGACUCUCCCCCGAAUGCGCACAAUGCUACUGUGCAAGUAGUGGAGUGCGUACAAUGCUAUGGCGCAAUGUUGGUUUCAGGAAAUGGAGACAAAACGCAGAAUCACUGAAAGCUUUUCGGCUUCAAAUCCAUAUACUGGCGAAAGGCAGAACCAAGUUGUCCAUAGUAUAUACACCGAUCCUAAUCAAGUCACACGUUAAUAUAUGUAAUUUAUUCCACGGCCCUUUAAACUGUAGGACUAGUCGCGAAAUUGAAAUAUGUCAGGAAGAGGAAUAAGAAAAACUCCACAGUAUAACAAUAGUGCCUUGGGGCACAGCUCCAACUAACUAAAGUUGUUGGACUAACUAAAAGAGGAUGUAUAAACAGGUUUUGACUGCCUUAAAAUUAACAAUAUGGUCUUUGCAGGACAGCAAGUGGAAUUUCUGGAUCAGGUCCCAGAAACAGGGCCUCGAUGUUUCUUUUUGUCAACUCAGCCUACACUCAGAUGUAUCCACCUGGCCGGGUCAGCCUGCCUGUGGGUUCACCUUUGUUCGUGGGUGUCUCUGUACCAGGGAGAGAUCCCAACUUUGUUGCUGUUCUGGACAACUGCUACGCCUCUCACUCAUCCUCCCCUAAUAAUCCUAUGCUAUACCCUCUUAUCCGGAACAGGUGAGAGUCUUCAAGUCUAAGAGUAUUGUUUGAUGAGUAUGAUGGAAAAGUUAAAUGUGCAUUUAUACUGUAAGCCCUGUUGACCUGAUAAGUUGCUGCUUCUCUCUUCCAGGUGUCCCGUUGACAGCCGACUGGUGUCUGUGACUGAGAGUGGCAGGUCUUACCGUGCUCGAUUCACUGCCCUGCUCUUCCCGCCAGAUGGUGAAUCCAGAGAUAUUUAUCUCCAUUGUAAUCUCAGGUUGUGUGACCGAAGGUACUCCGUCUGUGUCCCAGUAAGUCAAACAGUAUUUUCACAAGUAUCAUUAUCUAUGCAUAACCCUUGUUAUUAAAAAUAAAUGGAUGAUGACAUUAUCUGUCACUUUUCUAAGUCCUGUGGAAGGAGGAGAGCUCGUUCUGUGUCCAACUAUGAUGCCAUGGAGAGCCUCACCAUCGGACCUGUUGCUUGUGAGUAUUAGUUUCUAUUUGGUAAAAAGGCUGAUGUCUUAAAACACUGAAUAACACAGAAAUAACUCUCAUGUUUUCUGUGUUUCUGUCUUUAUCUUUAGGGGAAAAGUCAGCUGAGUGAGCUGGUCACAAACUUUUACAAACUCAUUUUAGACUGUAAUAAUAUUUUGUGCUGCAUGUAUCUUACAUUAACAAGACAUCAAACUACAAGAAAAGUUACUCCAGAUAAGCGGUCAUAUCAGACUUCAUGUUGUUUCUCUGUUCUGACACAUUUAAAUGGUUGAAAUCAAACCAAAAUAUAGAAGUGAGAAGUACCUACACCAUGUGAAUUUACUGUAUACACACGAUUCUUAAAAUGCACUUUGUCUUGGACCAAGUAUAUCUUUCUAAAGUUUUGAUUUAAUCAAUGACAGAUUUGUGAAUGCAAUUGAAGUGCGCAAUAAAGUGUCAACUAUGUAAAAAUGCAGGAUUGCGUCUUCUUUUAAAUAACACUGCCCUCUAGUGGCUGAACGUCUCAGGCUGAAUCUGACCAGGACAGUAAAAACCUGAAAAAAUACGGUCUAUUUGAUUUUCCAUUCAACUUAUAAUCAUUCACAAAACAAAAAGCUGUGUUCACAUGAAGUUGACUACUUGAUACAUCAGGCAUGAUGUCCACUUACUUCAAAUUCUGGUAUGUGUUAUCUCUUCUUUGUCUGCCUGUCAUGGUGUUGAGGGGGCAGGGGAAAAGUGAGGCUCACAGGAUGGAGUUGUACUAACUUUUCCUCUCUUUGUAUUGUUGGUCCAGCUAAGUUUGCAAAUGAUUGCCAAUUCACAGUUGCAGGAACUCAGCUCUGCAUAUCAGCAAAGUCAAUUAUUGAAUGUUUCAUUACUGCAAAGGAGAAAUACAAUCACUGAAAACAAAAAAACUAAAAGGUUCUGCCACAUUUUAUCAAGCAUGCUGCUUCAACAUCAUCACUCUGGUUUGAAUAAAAGUCAGUCUAAGUUAAAAGAUAUUUCUAUUACAGUUUUGGGACCCUGUCAUUAUUUGUGAUUCAGUCAGCAUUCACAUUUUGCUAAAUACCGUCUGCUAUCUGCACAGAGCAAUUUAAUCAUUGCAUUCUAUCACCAAUCAAUCAAUCAAUUGCUGCCAAGUCUGGUUUGCCUGGAUUCCCCUCACCAGGGCCUGCUGUGCCGCCUGCCCAAACAACUCCCCUGGAACCACUAGGGGGCUGCGGAGAGCCCUGUGGCCCGACUCUGAAAGAGAACACUGGGCAUUCCACACCUGAUGGCAAGUCAGGGUGAGCGUUGACAUCAACCUGCCAGGCUCCCUUGACAUCAGGGCAAAGGCCUGUUAUAAUGCAUUGCUCAAGCUCUGGUCAGAAGCAUCCACUUUGGAGGACUGUAUGGCCAGAGACAAGGCCAAAAUCAAAUAGGAAAGGAAGUUCCCAAUACGCUCCAUGUGGUCUGCACUAUCCUAAUACUUCACUCUAAGGUUUUCUGUAACCUAACACUAUGGCCUAGGGCAGCAGGCAUCAGAUCUCAAGACCUCUUCCAGGGCUACAGUAAGGGAGGCAAUGGACGGCUGGACAGCUGGCAUCUGGCCCAGCCGGUGGCUGCUGGCCUCUUGCAUGGAAGCUAGAACCCUACCAUCAGCACUGUGGUGGGACAUGGACUUUGGGUCCUGCCAACACCUGUGGGGAUCCUCUACGUAUGGUUGGGAAAGUGGGACUGAGAAAUUAGCCCAGGGCAGGCCUCAACUGAAGAAUGUGCUACCCGAUGCACUAGCAGCUGGGGCCUCAUCCAAACCCAGAUGCAUCAGUGCUAAUGUUACACUGCAGAAAAUGAUGGGCCAACUCAUCUCCCGUGCAACACAUUUAUUUUAACAGGACUCCUGUGAAUACACAAUUACAUACAGGUGAACAGGAGCACAUGCUGCAUCUUCUGUCAACUCUCAUCACGUACUGACCAGACUUCUUCUAGUCUAUAUUCCAAUAACCAAAACAUGUACACUCGUACUACAAAACACAAUACUACAGUAGAACUGAAAUGUUACAAGUGACAUGACUGUCUCAACGUUUAGAGUUUUUAAUCACAUACAUCCUUUCCUAUGAACUGCCAAAAUCACAUAACGCAUUUAACUUGAUAAACAAAUAUCUAAAUAUACUCAAAAUGAGGUUUUAUAGUGUUUUUAACCUUUUAUUAACUGCAUGUAUUACAUUAAAUCUCUUCUGCACAAAUGUCUUUUUAAACUCUAUUUAUGUCCUAUUUAUUCUCAAUGAAAUAAACCUAAAUUAUUCUACUUUGUCUACACAAACAUCACAUAGUGUAGCUUUAAUCUAAAACACACUGUUAACAAAAAAUAGACUCUCAUCACUGCCUAAGCAUUGAUAUGAGACCAGUUCACUCUUUAGCUUAGCCUUACGUUCAACUUAACUCUUCACCUCACUCUGUAUCUCGGUUUACACAAGCAUCUGCUUGGAAUAACACAUCUACUCUACUUGACAUAAGUUUUGGCCAUUAACUCAUGCUUACACAGGGAUUAUGUGCAUCUAAAGUAGAAAGUUUAACCUAUCAGAGCUAAUACAACCUAAAACACUUCUCUGGUUCAUUACCGCGAUCGCCGCGCACUACGAGACCGCCAUUUUAGAUACACCAACGUGACGAGUCGCCUUCACGGGCUCAUAAACUUGUGAACUCGUUCUGCAGAUCGACAUCCUUUACAUUCUAAGGCACUUAUAAUCUACCACUACUGUUGUUUUAUAUUAAUAUAUUGUUUACUAGUGAUGUGUCCUUCAGUGCCGAGGCUUCGAAGCGUGUGUCGAGUAAUGAAGGGGGCGUUUCCGCGAAGCGCGUAUCGAGGCUUGCUUCAUGUAGGGGUGGAGCCAAAAAUGAUGACGUCCGAAGCCUCGCUACCCGGCUAUACCACGUGACUGGUUCAAGAAACGGUUCACGGGUUUGGCGGAUGAUUUCACAGGCAGCGAAACGCAAUGGAGUCCUGCCCCACUCACAAUCCAUAGACUCGAGACUUGUUGAAAAGUUGUUUUUAAAUAAAAAUAAAUAAAUAUAAAUGAAAUGUUUAUGUUUUAUUUGUUGUCCCCGUAACAAAAGUACGAACAACAAACUAAGUAACACAUUCACAUCACAACCCUCUCGAUAAUUUAUGUCCUCUUCCCCUUUUUGACACUGCAACUGUGUCUUAAAGACAAACACCAUAUUAAUAACUUUAUCAUUUCUGUAUUGUAUCACAAACACACGGCAUCACAUCCAUUCAUUCAUUGGAUUCAAAGCUUCGCGCACCAAAGCCUCGGGGUGUCUUUGGUUUAUCACUCUGCCUGUUUUACAUUUAUUGUCCACUUGAUGGCGCAGUAGAGCAAAUGAAGCACAACCAUGAAGCUUCGGCCCAGGAGGCGAGUAAUUGGAUGGAAAGCUUCGAUGCUUCAUGAGGCUUCAUCUCGCCAUCACUAUUGUUUACCAUCCAGCUUACCUGUGAAUACACAAUUACAUACAGGUGAACAGGAGCACAUGCUGCAUCUUCUGUCAACUCUCAUCAAGUACUGACCAGACUUCUUCUACCGUCAGCUACUGAUGCGUGAAAUACGGAGCGCCCUCUGCUGGCGAAACUCAUAUUAAGCUGGAUUCAAACCAAGCAGACAUAACAGUAGUGUUCCUGUAGAAAGUUACCUUUAAGUUACCUUUAGAAAUAAAAAUAAAAUGGGGGGUCAACUAUUUUUAUUCAUCCAUCUAUAUCAUAGUGCCACACUAAGCGAAUCAUCAGUUUGAUCAAGCCUGAGGCAGCCUCAGAGCCAUCCCCAGACCUGCACCCUGUCUGCUGAGAGCAGAUCUCUGAAGCAGGAGGCCUCUCCUUCAUCGUUGGCAGACCCACUCACCCAAAACUGGCUACGGGAAGCCCUUGUAGACAGGUCACCCUCAUCCCAGCCUGUUGAGGUAGGAGCCCCAUCCUGUAGGCUGUCCAUCUGCACUGCCACCCCCCUACCUGGCUGAAGAUUAAGAAGCAGACCCUUAAUUUCAGCAAAUUCUUGGACCACCUUAGCAGCCAGACCCUGCAUCUUUUUACCCUUCCUGGAGGGGGUAUUUUCUGCCACCCAGGCUACUGGCAGAUUCACCAGAGGGAGACAAUUGGUCCCCCUGCUGCCAUCCUUCAACCUCGACCAGCCAAACCUGCAUUAAAUCACAGGGCAUGAAGCUGCAAUUCAUGCACUGAUUGUCAGACAGCCCUUGCCUAUGGUGAGUGACACCAAGGCAUUGGAUUCAUAUUUAGUGUAUGAAUUCAGGCUCACAGCCAAUACUUACCUUGUCGCCACGCCUUAGAGUCGAACCUGGGGAGAUCACUGCCAUGCUUGGGAAAAUGCCAUAGCCAAUAAGGACUUAUCACAGUCUUUGGAGCUAACCUCGUGGUUUAAGUGUUCCAAGUGAAAAAUAUACUGAGCUCUUCUACAUAACAACCUGCAUUUACGUAGAACAUGCGGGAAGAUUAAAGGGACGACCAUCAGGGUGACGCUGGCUUGUAUAGGAUACGUCAUGCGUCAUCCCUGGGUACAUGACCUUGUUGAUAUAAAAUACUUGACCUGCACAUGAGACAGAGAUCCAGUGUGAAGAACUGCCUCUUGCAGUCAGGAAGAAUGAAAUAGAACUCAGCCAGCAAAGAAGAACAGUUAAUACAGGGAUAAGGCCUCUACCGAGGCUGCAACAGCCAUCAUCUUGGCAGCUUUUUGAAAUCCUUCAAAAUGAGAGUUGGCAAAGAAAACUUAUAAGUUACAGACUUUCUAUCUGCCUAACCUACUUCUUACCUUAAAUCAUAAACCAUGUAGCUCAAAUGGGUCAUGUCGUGUCAUGGGCAAUUUAUGUCACACACUUUCAUUUAUGUUUGAUCAAAACACAUCAUGAAAUCUCCCCCUGCUCUUGAUUUGAUAACUUAUCAGUUAAGUGUCUGAGAUAAUCUUCACCCUGAUGUGUUUCCUCAUAACAUUUUAUUUCAGCUGUAAGACCAAAAGUUCGAGUUUUCUUUUGAAUGAUGCCUAACUUCUGAAGUGUUUCAAUUGUUUUAAAUACCGUGCACAGUACACCAUUUUACAAACCUCAAACGUCUUAAUCACAUUUUAUGGUUUUUAUUUGGCAAUAGAUAAAGGUCAACAGUUUCCUCCAGCAUAAUAAAACACUGGAAAUAUGAUGUGUAAAAGUUAACGGAAGAAGCACAUUGAUCCCUAUAAAUCAAUGACUACAAAGAGUGGCACAUCUAUACACAAAAUAGGUCAGCGACUCAAAGAAGGUUUCUGUUUUUUUCUCUUGUUUAAUACGUACUGCUCCAAAUUUCAGAGAAACAAACACUUGUUUCAUGAAAGAAAAAAAUUACUGAAACUUAAAGUAAGUCAACAAAACUCCUGCUGUGUAGAACAAGUGGCUCACAGUCAAUCAUGAUUGAACUGUCCUGAAUUGAAGAGUCCUGUCAAAUAGAAAUCUGGAUCACAGUAGGACAGAAAUAGACAGUUAACAAAGCACUCGUUCUCUAGGUAAACUUAGUAAUGAAUUUAAUGUUUUGGGUGAUUUUAGCUGCAAGCUGACUGGACUUUAAAAAAUGUUGAUAUGCAGUUAGAAGCACGAGAAAACUCAAACCUUUAGGGGAUUAUUCCAUCAAACUACUAUACAAGGUCUCCUUUGUGCUCAGAGACUCCAUAGCAAUUCAAACAUUGGUUGAUUGGAGUGCCAUAAAAUAAGCCGACCUGGCACUUUGGUCUCAUGCCAGAUUUGAUUGAAUUUUACCCUGUAUCAGUGCUGCCAAUGACCUAUUUCAUGUGUUUCAUCAAUGAAUGUCUCACAAACAAGUAGGUGGACUCACAAAAAGGUAUAAAUUCUCACUCUCCGUGAAAGAACUUCACCUUCAGACUCUCCAUCUAGGACUUCUACAGCAGCUCCAAGGUUGGUGCAAAGACAGACUAAGAAUUUAAUUCAAUGCUUUUUAAAAACAUGUUCAAAGACAUCUCUUUUCUUCUUUUUCAGCACAUUAGUAUCGUGGAUCUGGUCCAUAAUGGGGGCUCUCAAGGGGCUUUUGUUGCUUCUAAUUUUACAGAUUUCUACUGCAAGCACCUCAGGUAAACCAACUAACUUCUUAUGUGGGCUUGGACAAUAAGACACUUACUGUGGAUCUUAUUCAAUUUUUAGUCAUUGGCAUAAAUUCUUCUUUUGAAGAUUAUUAUGUUUGUAUUCUACAAAACAGCUGACAUAAAUGACAAUAUGGUGAAGAUUAAAAACUAUCAAAUGACAUGUAACUUUAAGGUUCUCCAGUGAAACUUUCAUUUAACUCUCUGAGGGUAUCCUCAGAGCUGUGUUGGGUCAGGACCAAAUGUUUCUGCAAUAUGAUAUUAACUGAGCAGUAGCUUGUUGAAAUUCUGGUAGGCCAAGCAAAAACUGAAUUAAGUAGUGGUAAGAGAAGUGAAUGGGUGUCACACUAAUAUUAGCUGUGGAGCAUCUGCGAACCAGUAUAUCAGAGAUGCUUUUUUCAACAUGAACAUUAGUUUCAGUCUUUUCUUGCACAAAAUUUCAUUUUUUUUUCAAGAAUAUCAGUGUCCCAUUUUUAAUUAAUUUCAGUCAUGAUUUUUAAAGCAUCACAGUCCAAAUUCCAACUCAAAUCAAGUGAAGUAAGCCUGAACGUUGUGAGUGUGCCACAAGAGGUGGUCAAAUCAUUUGGUUGCAGAAACUUAAUUAUGAAUGUAUAUAACUGAGGUUUUUAGAAUUAAAAUUGGAUUUUGAAUUGGAAAAAAAAAAUCAAAUUUCUAGCACAAUUUUUUUUUCUUUUGCCAUUGAAUUUUUAUCCAAUGUGAAAAUAAAUUUAGUGAAAAUAAAUUCAGUGUUUCAUAAAAAUUCAGUUUUAAAAAAUUCAUCAAAAAAAAAAAAAAAAAAACAAUGGAAAGAAUUUAAUAUUUCAUAAAAUCUAACAGCAAGAAAUUCAGUGUACAGUAUAAUCAGCCAGUGAAGACAAUGGUGCCUCUAUGAUUAUACGUACUUUCUCUGGGAAGUUUUUGACACUGAAUUUCUUAGAGAUAUUGAGAUUUUUGAGGCAAUUUUGAGGGUUUUUUUUAAAAAUAAUUUUAUUUUAUUUAUUUAUUUAUUUAUUUUGCAUUGGAUAAAAAUUUAGUGGCAAAAAAAAUUUUGGUGCUAUAAAUCUGAUGGUUUUUGAAAUUCAAAAUCCAAUCUUGAUGCUGAAAAAUCCAGUUCUAGAAACUCAAAUUCAAACUCAGAUGGCACUAAUUUACUCCGAUACUCAAUUUCCAACAAAAUCUGGUCCUCCCUUAAAUGUAGAUUCACAGGUAUCAUCCUCUGAUGAGAUUUGAUGUGUGUGUGAUUGUCUCCAAACAAUAGAAAAAAGGACAUUAUUGACAUUGAUUCUCUAUUUUUCUUGAUUUUGUCCAGAAAAAACAUCUCUAAUCCUUGCAUAAAACAAACUCUUCUUGUACUUUUACAGGAACUCUUGUUACCACCUGUGAAUCAUGUCAUGAUCAAGCUGCCUGUCUGGAGUUUAAAGAAAGAGGCGACACUUUCUCAAGCCAGUCGCUCUCAUGUGUCUGUAAAGAUGGUUUCGUAGGUGACGGUCUCAGGUGUUAUGACGUAAAGCUCUGCAGUGACUCUUCUUGCUGUAAAGAUGGUUAUCACUGGUCACCAGACAAAGGCUGUGUGGACACUGAUGAAUGCUCCCUCAAAGACUCGCCCUGCAAACCAUCUCAAGUUUGCCAAAACACUCCAGGCUCCUUUGAAUGCCUGGAGCCUCACCCCAGCUCCAGAUCUGGUCCAUCCUUCCAGUCUAGCCAGUUCAGGUGUGGAAACACAACAUGUCCUUUUGGCAUGGACUGCAUCCGUGUGAACGGGACCCUCCGCUGUGCUGAUCCCUGCCAGCAUUACACUGUACUGAAUGAUGAGUGGAGAUCAACCAAUAACACCUCCAACCAGAUUCACUGUGAUCGAGAUAUUUACUGGCAAGGCUGGUAUCGGCUUUUUCUGGGACAAACCAGCGCUCAAAUCCCAGAUUGGUGUGUGCCUCCAAACAGGUGUGGAACCCAUGUCCCUUUGUGGAUAACAACACCUCAUCCCACACAGCCAGGUCGGAUUGAACGUCGCACUGUGUGUAACUCCUGGUCUGGCAGCUGCUGCCACUUUGCCUCACAAAACAUCCAUGUCAAGCUCUGCUAUGGAAAGUACUAUGUCUACAAACUUGUUGAUCCAGGCCUGUGCCGGCUUGCAUACUGUGCAGGUAUUGUUUGAUUUUAAAUACAAAAGUUUAUACUCAGUAAUUCAGACAAAAAGGAAAUUGAUUGAAAUUAAAAUUGAUUGAGACACAACUGUGCUGCUGUCCACAAAUCUGAAAAUAACUUGCUCAUUUAAGGCCACCUUUGGUCAAACAAUAGUGUCUAACUGUUUUUAAUGUAAACAGAGGUGAACGGAACAUCUCCUGUGGUACCUUCAUCAACACCUGAACCAAACACUCCCACCACUCCCAACUAUGUGAACAUCACCUCCACCACAACAGCAGGAAACAGCUCAACAGCUGAUGGGGAGGUCCGCCUGGUGAAUGGGAGCAGCUCCUGCUCUGGCAGAGUAGAGAUCUUCCACCGUGGACAGUGGGGGACAGUGUGUGAUGAUUUAUGGGAUGUACGAGAUGCUCAGGUGGUCUGCAGACAGCUGGACUGUGGCUCAGUCUUGACAGCACCAACAGAUGCUUUUUUUGGACCGGGCAGUGGACCCAUCUGGAUGGAUGACGUCUCAUGCACUGGUCAUGAGUCAGAGCUCAGUGACUGUAUGCACAGAGGGUUUGGAAGUCACAACUGUGGUCCCAAUGAGGAUGCAGGUGUCAUUUGUGAAGGUAAAAACAUUGUGUUGUACCAUGUCUUAAGAUAUCACAAAAUACUCUGUUCAGCAGAAGCAGAUGCACUGAUGUGUGAUUUUAAAUAAACUUGUUAAUAAAAACAAUCUCUUAUAUGUGUCUCAUACCUCUGAUGUGUUUCAGGUUUACAGCCAGUUGCUUUACCACUGAGGCUGGUAAACUCUGACAACCGCUGCUCUGGCAGAGUAGAGGUCUACCAUGAGGGACAGUGGGGGACAGUGUGUGAUGAUUUCUGGGACCUCAGCGAUGCCGAUGUGGUGUGUAGACAGCUGGACUGUGGUGCUGCUCGCUUAGCUCUAUCAAAUGCUGCUUUUGGACAGGGCAGUGGACCCAUCUGGUUGGACGAUGUGAGCUGUUCUGGCAAUGAAUCCUAUCUUACACACUGCAGACAUCGAGGGUUUGGGGUUCACAAUUGUGGUCAUGUUGAAGAUGCCAGUGUGGUUUGUGAAGGUAAGUGUUGGCGCUUACUCAUAUCAACCUCAACUCUAAUGGUUUACAUUUGACCAGAAAAAGUGUCUGUUGUUCCUUUCACUGCCUGAUAAAAUCCCUUGUCCGGCUUCAAAUUCUCUACCUUGUCUGAGAACAGCCUGAGCCAAGGCCUGCCUUUUCCUUCUUGAGACACCUGAUAGUUUGCUAGAACUUCCUUGAGGUCAACCAAAAGUCCUCCUUCAUAGCCUUUCCACAUUCUUUUCACGUUGGGGUUCUUGCUUUUGCAGCCACUGUGACUGCAGCCCUCCUGGCCUUUCAGCUGCUUCCAAAGACCCCUGGGAUAACCAAGCUCAAAAGAUCUCCUUCCUCAGUCUGACUGCUUCCUCACCAAUGGUGUCCAUCAACAGGUUUGAGGGUUGCUGCUACUACAGACAUUGAUUAACUCCAGGCCACAGCUGCUACUGGCUGCUUCUACAAUGGAGGCUUUGAACACGGUCCAUUAUGAUUCCAUUUCCCCAAUCUCUCUUGAGAUGCACAAGAAAUCCUUCCAGAGAGGGAGUUGAAGACCUUACUAAUAGGGACCUUUGCCAGACAUUCAUAAUCACUCUUAAUUGGGUGGUGAUUAGUUGGGAGCUCUGCUCCUCUCUUCACCCAAAAUGUCAAAACAUACAACUGCAGAUCAGAUGAUAUGACAGUUGAUCUCUAGCCUAGGGUAGCUUGAUACCAGGUACACUUACGAACCACCAUUUGCUCACACAUGGUGUAAGCUAUUGCUAAUCAUGACUCGCAAAGAAGUCCAAAGCACUGCCCUAGCUCAGCUUUAACAGGCUGUUAUUCCCAACCACUCCUCCCUCAGAGUGUCUCAAUUAUUUUCCAUGUGCACUAGGAACCUCUGGAAAACUAUGGAAUCUCCAGCUGGGAACUCUUCCAGGGCCCCACCCACAAACUCUAAGAAGGUUGUGUACGCUGACCUGCUACUUGGCCAUUAUGCGCAACAACAGACUUUGCCUUCCCCCUUACAACCUGACACCUCAGAGAGGUUACCUUCUUGGUUGCUGGAGAAAACUCUAACACUCCCCACACCUAUCAAGUGCCUCACUCACAAGGACCAUGCUGGAAGAGAGCCCAGCCUCUCUCCAGCAGUUUAGCCUCAGAGCCAGUGCAAUGGUUCUGACUACAUCUGUACAGUACCACUUCACUUAGCCUAGCCUUGAGGCUGAUGGGCCCACAGGGUAGUGGCUUCUUGCUGUUUCUUCAGACUGAGCCCAACCAGGCUCCAUGGAGGAGUCCAACCCUUUGUUGUUUAGAUGUGAAUACAUAUUUAGACAAGAUAAAGAGAUACACUGAUAGAAGAUACACAGGUUAUUAAAAAAAUACAAGGUAAUAUUUCAAGAGUUUUUCCCAGGACUGUGAAUCAGUGUUUAACAAUGCUAAAGCUGGAGGGGGCAGUAGAGUGUUGGGGACUUUUCAGAAAACUUUGUUUCUCUUUUAAUACAGCAGCAGAAAACAACUCAACAGCUGAGGGGGAGGUCAGUGUGGUGAAUGGGAACAGCUCCUGCUCUGGCAGAGUAGAGAUCUUCCACCGUGGACAGUGGGGGACAGUGUGUGAUGAUAACUGGGGUCUGCAGGAUGCUCAGGUGGUCUGCAGACAGCUGGGCUGUGGUAGGGUUCUGUCAGCACCACAAUUUGCUGCUUUUGGACAAGGCAGUGGACCCAUCUGGAUGGAUGAGGUCUCAUGCACUGGUCAUGAAUCAGAGCUCAGUGAGUGCAGGCACCCAGGGUUUGGGAAUCAUGACUGUAGCCACAGUGAGGAUGCUGGUGUUGUUUGUGAAGGUAAAUACAUAUUAUCAAAAUGUGUCACAAGCCGUCUGUGGUACUUUAUCAAGCUAAAAAAAACAGUUUAGUAAUCUGUCACCAACUAGAUUACAUAAAACAUGACUUAGACACCACACUUGUCACCCAAAUCUUCAGCCUUAAAUUUUAUUAUGUCUCUUUUCACUCCCUGCCCAUUCCCUCUUUUCCUGCAUUGUCAACAUUCUAAAAAGCUAAAAAGAUGAAAAAGAAGAGAUAAAGUAUUUAGUAUUACAGAACAUCAUUGUCUUUAUGAAGUUCAUACUUGAGAUGUGUUCAUAUCAUUAAUGUCAUGACUUACAUUUCCUAUCAGCUGCUGCUCCAGUGAGGCUGGUAAACUCCAACAGCUCCUGCUCUGGCAGAGUGGAGGUCUACCAUAAUGGACGCUGGGGGACAGUCUGUGAUGACAGCUGGGACCUCAGAGACGCCAAUGUGGUGUGUAGACAGAUGGGCUGUGGUGCUGCUCGUUCAGCUCUGUCAAACGCAGCUUUCGGACAGGGCAGUGGACCCAUCUGGAUGGAUGAUGUGAGCUGUUUUGGCAAUGAAACAUCUUUAGCAGACUGCAGACAUCCAGGGUUUGGGGUUCACAAUUGUGCUCAUGUUGAAGAUGCUGGAGUCGUCUGUGAAAGUAAGUGUGGACAGUUAUCAAAUGAUUUUUUUUUUAUUGGGUUUACCCCCUGCAAGAAAAUUACUUCUUCAGUGUGUUUCUUUCAACUACUCAGACUGCCCUUUUUUGUUAAAUAGCUUAAUUGAUAUGAUCAGAGAUGUUAAUCUGUCAGUCAAAUGAAUUUUAAGUACAUUUUAUAAAAAUCACAUUUACAUGAAAUUUCCAUUAAAAUCAUCUAAAUCAUGACUGCAGUCACGCUGAGGAUGCUGGUGUUGUCUGUGAAGGCAAAUACGUAUCAUCAAAAUGUGUCACAAGCUGUCUGUGGUACUUUAUCAAGAUAAACAGUUUAGUAAUCUGUCACCAACUAGAUUACAUAAAACAUGACCUGGACACCACACUUGUCACCCAAAUCUUCAGCCUUAAUUUUUUUAUUUCUCUUUUCACAUAAAAUAAAUAUGUUAAUGACAGCUAGCUUUGUGGUCUAAGCAUGCAUCCAAUGUUUAAAGUUUUUUUCUCAAGCAGACUCUAGAUUUGAUUCCAGCCAGUGGCUCCCCUCCUGCAGGUCACUCCCUGCCCAUUCCCUCUUUUCCUGCACUGUCAACUAUCUGAUCCACACUAAUGAUGGAGCAAUUAGCUAAAAAGAUGAUUUAUUUCGUAUUGAAACACAUCAUUGUCUUUAUGAAUUUCACUCUUAAGAUGUGUUCAUAUCAUUAAUGUCAUGACUUACAUUUCUUAUCAGUUGCUGCUCCAGUGAGGCUGGUAAACUCCAACAGCCCCUGCUCUGGCAGAGUGGAGGUCUACCAUGAGGGACAGUGGGGGACAGUGUGUGAUGAUGCCUGGGACCUCAGGGAAGCCAACGUGGUGUGUAGACAGCUGGGCUGUGGUGCUGCUCUUUUAGCUCUGCCAAACGCAGCUUUUGGACAGGGCAGUGGACCCAUCUGGAUGGAUGAUCUGAGCUGCUAUGGCAAUGAAACAUUUAUAACAGACUGCAGACAUCCAGGGUUUGGGGUUCACAAUUGUGGUCAUGCUGAAGAUGCUGGAGUUGUCUGUGGAGGUAAAUCCAUUUUCUUUAACCCACUUUGAUCCUUAUAAGGUUACUUUAUUUUCUUUAAGCUGUACCAGCAUAAAAACAUGUCUCUCAUUAAGUUGAUGUUUUUUUUUAAACUUUGUGAUUUUUGUUUUAGAGGACUUACGCUCUAUAAUUUUAUGUUUUCACAUGCAAUGUAUUCUGCGGUCUUUUUUCAGUCCCUACACCUCAGCAGUACCUGCUCAUUUGUAGCCCGGAUAAACUUCGAUUGGGGGUGGAUAUACCUGGCCUGACAUCCUCCGGUUUGAACCCACUCUCUGGCCACUUGGCAUCCCCCAGCUGCUCCUGGAACCGAGUAUACAAUAAUGUAGUGUGGUAUGAGUUGGAGCCCAGCGAGGGUCUCUGUAGAACCACUCUAACGGUAAAGACUUGACAGGUUUUACUUUGAGAAUCAGAUUGUAUUUAGGAUAAAAGAUAAGAUCUUUUUUGGUACAGUUUGGUCAUGUCUGUAAUGCUACUGACAACAUCAUAUCAUCCAAAGUUAACUUGCCAUUAAACUAUCUGAUAACCCAAUCAUUCUGUUAUUUUCAGAACAACGUCACACAUGCCAUCUACUCCAACAUCUUAUUUAUCUAUCCUUCAACCAACGGGUCCUUUAACCUUCCUGUGAGCGUCCCCUUCUCCUGUGCGUAUCCCCUGGAUUUAGACACCAGCUUGAAUGUGGUUAUCAGACCAGUGCUGCCGUGAGUAGCCUCUAAUUACUUAUUACCUCUCAAGUAAAACUAGUCAUUUAAAGAGGAACUAGAAAAUUCCCUCUGGGAGAUUUUGAACGGGCGUUGGAGGCUAGUGCUGGGGUGUGUACAUUAUGAUGAGAUUCUUUAGAGAAUUAAUACUGUUAAUACUAUUGUGAUAUUAUAUACAAGGAGCACUACUUCAACAAACAUUCCUUUAACUCCUUGUCCCAUUGACUUAAAAAAGUUUUUGAUGGUUUUUGUUAUUACGUCUUAUUAGAAAUUCUGCUUUUUGAUCAUUAAUGAAAUUGCUCUGAAAGUGAUUAAAUGAUGCAGACAUCAGGGCAGUCCCUGGUUAGGGAAUUUGGUCUCUGCCAUAGACUGAAUGUACUACAGACAACUUGGUUGCGCCGUCAGCCAGUAUACGAAAUUGAAGCCAAAAAGCUCUCGUUAAGUCCGUUUUUUUUCUCCAUUUCCUGGAACCAACAUUGUACAGUAGUAUUGUGCGCAUCUGGCGGGAGAGUCGCCAAGAGUCGCUCCAAUGACGCUCGGCUCAAACAGCAUAUCCCCCCGGUGAGCUAAGCAAUCCUUGUGGGCCCAUCGGCUGUAUCAGGUACUGUCAGACUGGUUUGUGCUCAAGUCCUCUUUUUUCUGUACAGCUCAAAUCUUAAAAGUUAUUUGGGGGGUUCAUGCUUUCUAUGAUUGACACUUGAUACAGCCUAUGGGCGUACGAGGAUAGCGUAGCUCACCCCGGGGAUAGGCUGUUUCAGCUGAGCGUCAUCACAGCGACUCUCCCCCGAAUGCGCACAACACUACUGCGCAAUGUUGGUUUCAGGAAAUGAUAACAAAACGCUGAAUCACUGAAAGCAUUUUGGCUUCAAAUCCGUACACUGGCAGAAGGCGGAACCAAGUUGUCCGUAGUAUAUACAGUCUAUGGUGAUAGUACACCGAUCUUAAUCAAGUCACACGUUAAUAUACUGUAUGUAAUUUAUUCUACGGCCCUUUAAACUGUAGGACUUGUCACGAAAUUGAAAUAUGUCUGGAAGAGGAAUGAGAAAAACUCCAUAUUAUAACAAUAGUGCCUUGGGGCACAGCUCCAACUAACUAAAGUUGUUGGACUAACUAAAAAAGGAUGUAUAAACAGGUUUUGACUGCCUUAAAAUUAACAAUAUGAUCUUUGCAGGACAGCAGGUGGAAUCUCAGGAUCAGGUCCCAGAGAAAGGGCCUCGAUGUUUCUUUUUAUCAACUCAGCCUACACUCAGAUUUAUCCACCUGGCCGGGUCAGCCUGCCUGUGGGUUCACCUUUGUUUGUGGGUGUCUUUGCACAAGGGAGAGAUUACAACUUUGUUACUGUUCUGGACAACUGCUACAUCUCUUACUCAUCCUCCCCUAAUAAUCCUACGCUAUACCCUCUUAUCCGGAACAGGUGAGAGUCUUCAAGUCUAAGAGUAUUGUUUGAUGAGUAUGAUGGAAAAGUUAAAUGUGCAUUUAUACUGUAAGCUCUGAUGACCUGAUAAGUUGCUGCUUCUCUCUUCCAGGUGUCCCGUUGACAGCCGACUGGUGUCUGUGACUGAGAGCGGCAGGUCUUCUCGUGCUCGAUUCACUGCCCUGCUCUUCCCGCCAGGUCAUGAAUCCAGAGAUAUUUAUCUUCAUUGUAAUCUCAGGUUGUGUGACCGAAGGUACUCCGUCUGUGUCCCAGUAAGUCAAACAGUAUUUUCAUAAUUAGCAUUAUCUAUGCUUAACCCUUGUUAUUAAAAAUAAAUGGAUGAUGACAUCAUCUGUCACUUUUUUAAGUCCUGUGGAAGGAGGAGAGCUCGUUCUGUGUCCAACUCUGAUGCCAUGGAGAGCCUCACCAUCGGACCUGUUGCUUGUGAGUAUUAGAUUCUAUUUGGUAAAAGGGCUGAUGUGUUAAAACACUGAAUAACACAGAAAUAACUCUCAUGUUUUCUGUGUUUCUUUCUUUAUCUUUAGGGCAAAAGUCAGCUGAGUGAGCUGGUCACAAACUUUUACAAACUCAUUUUAGACUGUAAUACUAUUUUGUACUGCAUGUAUCUUACAUUAACAAGACAUCAAACUAUGAGAAAAGUUACUCCAGAUAAGCGGUCAUAUCAGACUUCAUGUUGUUCCUCUGUUCUGACACAUUUAAAUGGUUGAAAUCAAACCAAAAUAUAGAAGUGAGAAGUACCUACACGAUGUGAGUUUACUGUAUACACACGAUUCUUAAAAUGCACUUUGUCUUGGACCAAGUAUAUCUUCCUAAAGUUGCGAUUUAAUCAAUGACAGAUUUGUGAAUGCAAUUGAAGUGCUCAAUAAAGUGUCAACUAUGUAAAAAUGCAGGAUUGCGUCUUCUUUUAAAUAACACUGCCCUCUAGUGGCUGAAUCUGACAAGGACAGUAAAAACCUGAAAAAAUACGGUCUGUUUGAUUUUCCAUUCAACUCAUAAUCAUUCACAAAACAAAAAGCUGUGUUCACAUGAAGUUGACUACUUGAUACAUCAGGCAUGAUGUCCACUUACUUCAAAUUCUGGUAUGUGUUAUCUCUUCUUUGUCUGCCUGUCAUGGUGUUGAGGGGGCAGAGGAAAAGUGAGGCUCACAGGAUGGAGUUGUACAGACUUUUCCUCUCUUUGUAUUGUUGGUCCAGCUAAGUUUGCAUAUGAUUGCCAAUUCACAGUUGCAGGAACUCAGCUCUGCAUAUCAGCAAAGUCAAUUAUUGAAUGUUUCAUUACUGCAAAGGAGAAAUACAAUCACUGAAAACAAAAAAACUAAAAGAUUCUGCCACAUUUUAUCAAGCAUGCUGCUUCAACAUCAUCACUCUGGUUUGAAUAAAAGUCAGUCUAAGUUAAAAGAUAUUUCUAUUAGACAGUUUUGGGACCCUGUCAUUAUUUGUGAUUCAGUCAGCAUUCACAUUUUGCUAAAUACCGUCUGCUAUCUGCACAGAGCAAUUUAACCAUUGCAUUCAACACCAAUCAAUCAAUCAAUUGCUGCCAAGUCUGGUUUGCCUGGAUUCCCCUCACCAGCGCCUGCUGUGCCGCCUGCCCAAACAGCUCCCCUGGAACCAUUAGGAGACUGCGGAGGGCCCUGUGGCCCGACUCUGAAAGAGAACACUGGGCAUUUCACACCUGAUGGCGGGUCAGGGUGAGUGUUGACAUCAACCUGCCAGGCUCCCUUGACAUCAGGGCAAAGGCCUGUUAUAAUGCAUUGCUCAAGCUCUGGUCAGAAGCAUCCACUUUGGAGGACUGCAUGGCCAGAGACAAGGUCAAAAUCAAAUAGGAAAGGAAGUUCCCAAUACGCUCCAUGUGGUCUGUAGUAUCAUUAUACUUCACUCUAAGGUCAUUUGUAACCUAACACUUUGGCCUAGGGCAGCAGGCAUCAGAUCUCAAGACCUCUUCCAGGGCUACAGUAAGGGAGGCAAUGGACAGCUGGACAGCUGGCAUCUGGCCCAGCUGGUGGCUGCUGGCCUUUUGCAUGGAAGCUAGAGCCCUACCAUCAGCACUGUGGUGGGACAUGGACUUUGGGUCCUGCCAACACCUGUGGAGAUCCUCUACGUAUGGUUGGGAAAGUGGCACUGAGAAAUUAGCCCAGGGCAGGACUCAACCGAAGAAUGUGUUACCCGAUGCACCAGCUGCUGGGGCCUCAUCCAAACCCAGAUGCAUCAGUGCUAAGCGAAUCGUCAGUUUGAUCAAGGCUGAGGCAGCCUCAGAGCCAUCCUCAGACCUGCACCCUGUCUGAUGAGAGCAGAUCUCUGAAGCAGGAGGAGAGGCCUCUCCUUCAUCGUUGGCAGACCCACUCACCCAAAACUGGCUACGGGAAGCCCUUGUAGACAGCUCACCCUCGUCCUAACCUGUUGGGGUAGGAGCCCCAUCCUGUGUGCUGUCCAUCUGCACUGCCACCCCCCUACCUGGUUGAAGAUUAAGAAGCAGACCCUUAAUUUCAGCAAAUUCUUGGACCACCUUAGCGGCCAGACCCUGCAUCUUUUAACCCUUCCCGGAGGGGGUAUUUUCUGCCACCCAGGCUACUGGCGGAUUCACCAGAGGGAGACAAUUGGUCCCCUUGCUGCCAUCCUUCAACCUCGACCAGCCAAACCUGCAUUAAAUCACAGGGCAUGAAGCUGCAAUUCAUGCACUGAUUGUCAGACAGCCCUUGCCUAAGGUGAGUGACACCAAGGCAUUGGAUUCAUAUUUAGUGUAUGAAUUCAGGCUUACAGCCAAUACUUACCUCGUCGCCAUACCUUAGAGCCGAACCUGGGGAGAUCACUGCCAUGCCAAUAAGGACUUAUCACAGUCCUUGGAGCUAACCUCGUGGUUUAAGUGUUCCAAGUGAAAAAUAUACUGAGCUCUUCUACAUAACAACCUGCAUUUACGUAGAACAUGCAGGAAGAUUAAAGGGACGCCCAUCAGGGUGACGCUGGCUUGUAUAGGAUACGUCAUGCGUCAUCCCUGGGUACAUGACCUUGUUGAUAUAAAAUACUUGACCUACACAUGAGACAGAGAUCCAGUGUGAAGAACUGGAAAGACUAAAGACUGUAAGACGAAAAGUUUGAGGUUUUCUUUUGAAUGAUGCCUAACUUCCGAAGUGUUUCAAUUGUUUUAAAUACUGAGCACAGUAUACCAUUUCACAAACCUCAAACAUCUUGAUCACAUUUUAUGGUUUUCAUUUGGCAAUAGAUAAAUGUCAACAGUUUCCUCCAGCAUAAUAAAACACUGGAAAUAUGAUGUGUAAAAGUUAACGGAAGAAGCACAUUGAUCCUUAUAAAUAAAUGACUACAAGAAGUGGCACAUCUAUAAACAAAAUAGGUCAGCUACUCAAAGAAGGUUUCUGGUUUUUUUUUCACUUGCUUAAUACGUACUGCUCCAAAUUUCAGAGAAACAUACACUUGUUUCAUGAAAGAAAAAAAUUACUGAAACUUAAAAUAAGUCAACAAAACUCCUGCUGUGUAGACAAAGUGGCUCACAGUCAAUCAUGAUUGAACUGUUGAUUGAUUAUCACCUCAAAUGAGGAGUCCUGUCAAAUAGAAAUCUGGAUAUCAGUAGGACAGAAGUAGACAGUUACAGUAACAAAGCACUCGUUCUCUAUUUAAACUUAAUAAUGAAUUUAAUGUUUUGGGUGAUUCCAGCUGCAAGCUGACUAGACUUUAAAAAAUGUUGAUAUGCAGUUAAAAGCACGAGAAAACUCUUUUUGGACACUUUUGGAGAUUAUUCCAUCAAACUACUUUAUACUAGGUCUCCUUUGUGCUCAGCUACUCCAUAGCAAUUCAAACAUUGGUUGAUUGGAGUGCCAUAAAAAAGCGGAUCUGGCACUUUGGUCUCAUGCCAGAUCUGAUUGAAUUUUACCCUGUAUCAGUGCUGCCAAUGACCUAUUUCAUUUGUUUCAUCAAUGAAUGUCUCACAAACAAGUAGGUGGACUCACAAAAAGGUAUAAAUUCUCACUCUCAGAGAAAUAGCUUCACCUUCCAACUCUCCAUCUAGGACUUCUACAGCAGCUCCAAGGUCGGUGCAAAGACAGACUAAGAUUUUAAUUCAAUGCUUUUUAAAAACAUGUUCAAAGACAUCUCUUUUCUUCUUUUUCAGCACAUUAGUAUCUUGGAUCUGGUCCAUAAUGAGGGCUCCUGAGGGGCUUUUGUUGCUUCUAAUUUUACAGAUUUCUACUGCAAGCACCUCAGGUAAACCAACUGACUUCUUAUGUGGGCUUGGACAAUAAGACACUUACUGUGGGUCUUAUUCAAUUUUUAGUCAUUGGCAUAAAUUCUUCUUUUGAAGAUUAUUAUGUUUGUAUUCUACAAAACAGCUGACAUAAAUGACAAUAUGGUGAAGAUUAAAAACUAUCAAAUGACAUGUAACUUUAAGGUUCUCCAAUGAAACUUUCAUUUAACUCUCUGAGGGUAUCCUCAGAGCUGUGUUGGGUCAGGACCAAAUGUUUCUGCAAUAUGAUAUUAACUGAGCAGUAGCUUGUUGAAAUUCUGGUAGGCCAAGCAAAAACUGAAUUAAGUAGUGGUAAGAGAAGUGAAUGGGUGUCACACUAAUAUUAGCUGUGGAGCAUCUGCGAAUCAGUAUUAGUAUACCAGUAUAGCAGAGAUGCUUUUUUCAACAUGAACAUUAGUUUCAGUCUUUUCUUGCACAAAAUUUCUUUUUUUUUUUUCAAGAAUAUCAGUGUCAAAUUUUUUUAUUAAUUUCAUUCAUGUUUUUAAAAGCAUCACAGUCCAAAUUCCAACUCAAAUCAAGUGAAGUAAGCCUGAACAUUGUGAGUGUGCCACAAGAGGAGGUCAUAUCAUUUGGUUGCAGAAACUUAAUUAUGAAAGUAUAUAACUGAGGUUUUUAGAAUUAAAAUUGGAUUUUGAAUUGGAAAAAAAAAAUCAAAUUUCUAGCACAAUUUUUUUUUCUUUUGCCAUUGAAAUUUUAUCCAAUGUAAAAAUUAAUUUAGUGUAAAUAAAUUCUGUGUUUCAUAAAAUUUUUUAAAAGUUAAAAAAAAAAAGUUUUAAAAAAUUCAUCAAAAAAGAAAAAACAAUGGAAAGAAUUUAAUAUUUCAAAAAAUCUAACAGCAAGAAAUUCAGUGUACAGUAUAAUCAGCCAGUGAAGACGAUGGUGCCUCUAUGAUUAUACGUACUUUCUCUGGGAAUUUUUUGACACAGAAUUUUUUGAUAAGUUGAAUUUUUAUAAACUGAAUUUCUUAGAGAUAUUGAGAUUUUUGAGGCUAAUUUUAUUUUAUUUUAUUUUAUUAUUUUUUUGCAUUGGAUAAAAACUUAGUGGCAAAAAUUUUUUUGGUGCUAUAAAUCUGAUGGUUUUUGAAAUUCAAAAUCCAAUCUUGAUGCUGAAAAAUCCAGUUCUAGAAACUCAAAUUCAAACUCAGAUGGCGCUAAUUUACUUCGAUACUCAAUUUCCAACAAAAUCUGGUCUACCGUUAAAUGUAGGUUCACAGGCAUCAUCCUCUGAUGAGAUUUGAUGUGUGUGUGAUUGUUCUCUAAACAAUAGAAAAAAGGACAUUAUUGACAUUGAUUCUCUAUUUUACUUGAUUUUGUCCAGAAAAAAACAUCUUUAAUUCUUUCAUAAAACAAACUCUUCUUGUACUUUUACAGGAACUCUUGUCCCCACCUGUGAUUCAUGUCAUGAUCAAGCUGCCUGUCUGGAGUUUAAAGAAAGAGGCGACACUUUCUCAAGCCAGUCGCUCUCAUGUGUCUGUAAAGAUGGUUUUGUAGGUGACGGUCUCAGGUGUUAUGACGUAAAGCUCUGCAGUGACUCUUCUUGCUGUAAAGAUGGUUAUCACUGGUCACCGGACAAAGGCUGUGUGGACACUGAUGAAUGCUCCCUCAAAGACUCGCCCUGCAAACCAUCUCAAGUUUGCCAAAACACUCCAGGCUCCUUUGAAUGCCUGGAGCCUCACCCCAGCUCCAGAUCUGGUCCAUCCUUCCAGUCUAGCCAGUUCAGCUGUGGAAACACAACAUGUCCUUUGGGCAUGGACUGCAUCCGUGUGAACGAGACCCUCCGCUGUGCUGAUCCCUGCCAGCAUUACACUGUACUGAAUGAUGAGUGGAGAUCAACCAAUAACACCUCCAACCUGAUUCACUGUGAUCGAGAUAUUUACUGGCAAGGCUGGUAUCGGCUUUUUCUGGGACAAACCAGUGCUCAAAUCCCAGAUUGGUGUGUGCCUCCAAACAGGUGUGGAACCCAUGUCCCUUUGUGGAUAACAGCACCUCAUCCCACACAGCCAGGUCGGAUUGAACGUCGCACUGUGUGUAACUCCUGGGCUGGCAGCUGCUGCCUCUUUGCCUCACAAAACAUCCAUGUCAAGCUCUGCUAUGGAAAGUACUAUGUCUACAAACUUGUUGAUCCAGGCCUGUGCCGGCUUGCAUACUGUGCAGGUAUUGUUUGAUUUUAAAGCUAAUUCAAAAAACAAGUUUAUACUCAGUAAUUAAGACAAAAAGGAAAUUGAUACAGUCUUAUAAAUGACUUACUAAUCAAGAAACAACUGAGCUGCUGUCCACAAAUCUGAAAAUAACUUAUUUAUUUAAGCCACCUUUGGUCAAACAAUAGUGUCUAACUGUUUUUAAUGUAAACAGAGGUGAACGGAACAUCUCCUGUGGUACCUUCAUCAACACCUGAACCAAACACUCCCACUACUCCCAACUAUGUGAACAUCACCUCCACCACAAUAGCAGGAAACAGCUCAACAGCUGAGGGGGAGGUCCGCCUGGUGAAUGGGAGAAGCUCCUGCUCUGGCAGAGUAGAGAUCUUCCACCGUGGACAGUGGGGGACAGUGUGUGAUGACAGCUGGGACAUCAGAGAUGCCAACGUGGUGUGUAGACAGCUGGACUGUGGUGCUGCUCGUUCAGCUUUAUCAAACGCAGCUUUUGGACAGGGCAGUGGACCUAUCUGGUUGGAUGAUGUGAGCUGCUUUGGUAAUGAGCCAUCCAUUACAGACUGCAGACAUCCAGGGUUUGGGAACCACAAUUGUGGUCAUGUUGAAGAUGCCAGUGUCAUCUGUGAAGGUAAAUAUUGACAUUACAGUUUGUUGCUGAUGAGAAAAAACCCUCAUCUUUCAUUUUUAAUACUGACCACAGACCAGUUAGCACUGUAUUGUAUCACCAAAAUCCCACAAUGCUCACCUCUUUAUGAGAAGAAAACUGAAUUUUACAUCCAACAACAAUAAACUACAUCAUGAAGAUUUACAUAAAGAAUUAACAGAGAACUUUGGCCAGUGAUGACCCUGAGGGCUGAAGAUGUGUCCAGACCUGACAAAGUCUUGUCUUUUAGGUGAUCCGGACUUUAACAACACAGUCACAGCUACUCCUGGUCCAAUUCAACCAACUACUACUCCCAACUAUGUGAACAUGACCUCCACCACAACAGCAGGAAACAGCUCAACAGCUGAGGGGGAGGUCCGCCUGGUGAAUGGGAACAGCUCCUGCUCUGGCAGAGUAGAGAUCUUCCACCGUGGACAGUGGGGGACAGUGUGUGAUGAUAGCUGGGGUCUGCUGGAUGCUCAGGUGGUCUGCAGACAGCUGGGCUGUGGUAGGGUUCUGUCAGCACAACAGUCUGCUGCUUUUGGACAAGGCAGUGGACCCAUCUGGAUGGAUGACGUCGCGUGUUCAGGCAGUGAAUCAAAGCUCAGUGAGUGCGGGCACAGAGGGUUUGGAAGUCAUGACUGUAGCCACAGUGAGGAUGCUGGUGUUGUUUGUGAGGGUGAGUACAUUUUGUUUUCCCGUGUGAACAACCUCCUAUUACUCUAAUUUUGAGUUUGAACAGUUUUGUGAGUUUGACCAAAUCUAAACACUUUGCACCUUUCAACGUAGUAUUUCAUUCAUUAAGUUAAAAAAGACGAUUUUUUACCUUCUAAAUCGUCUUAAAUGCUUUUACCUUCUGAACAAUUUUUUAUGUAAAUGUAUUCUAUGUUAUUUAUUUUCUUUUUAUGAUGUAUGGCAGUGUUUUAAAUGCCUGUGCUGCAACCCGAUUUGCCCAUUUUUGGGACAUAAUUAAGUUGAAGUAAAAUGAAAACUGAAAUGAAAAUAUAAGAGAAAGAAAUAUUGAAUUUAAUUGAUCAAGUGCUUUUCAAGUCCUUGAAGAUCCUGUACAAACUCAUAACCACACAAAUAAAACAACAAACAAUUUUUAAAAAUAAACAAAAGAAAAAACAUCUCCAGCUAUUAGAAGGUCAUAAAAGAGGGGAUUUGAAUGUGGGUAGAUUAGGACAGUCAUGGAUGUCAUAAGGAAUAGUAUAGUAUGAGGAGAGGAGACUGUAGGACAGGGUUUAGAGAUGAGCAGGUCUGUGAGAUAGGGUGGAGACACAGAGUUAUGUUGUUGAAUUUAAAGGGGGGAGUCGGGGGGUUGUUUUGGUGAGGGAUUUGGAGCCGAUGAUGAAGUGAAAUUUGUUGUGAUUUGUCUGAGGGAAGUUGGUUUGCAUCCAUUUUUAAUUUCUGAGAGGACGUCAGUCAGUGUGGAGUGGAGGAUAUGAUGAACAGGUGGAAAUGUAAAUCUGGUUAUCAUCAGUGAAUAAAUAAGAGAGGACCAACCACUGAACCCGGUGGUACACCGUGAGACACAGGAAAGGUAGAGAAGCAGCAGUUGUUGAUUUUGGGUGAACUGUUGCCUGGGUGAUAGACAUGACCUGAACCAGGACAGGCCAUGCCAGAGAUACUAAAUAAUGAUUCCAGAUGAGGAAGGAGAAAUUUGUUGAGGUUGAGAAUGAUGAGGAGGGUGAGGUGAUAAAAAUCUGUAGUUAGAGGAGAGUUCCAGGUCAGACAACAAUUAAAACUGAGAGAUGCUGAGUGGCAGAAGGGGUGGAGGUGUACGGGGAAUAGGUGUGUGUGUGCAGGGGGGGAAAUGGACUUGAGGUUUCCAAAGAAUAACAAUCAAGUGUCUUUUUGGGAUGAUACUAUCCAUGACAAUAUCCAGUACUUCUGAAAAAUACUGAUGUCUGCAGGAUUUCAGGUUUUAUUAUGUGCCUCAUACUUUUGUUAUUUCAUGUUUGUUGACAGCUGCUGCCUCAGUGAGGCUGGUAAACUCUGGAAGCCGCUGCUCUGGCAGAGUGGAGGUCAACCAUAAUGGACGCUGGGGGACAGUUUGUGAUGAUAGCUGGGACAUCAGGGAUGCCGAUGUGGUGUGUAGACAGCUGGGCUGUGGUGCUGCUCGUUCAGCUCUGUCAAACGCAGCUUUUGGACAGGGCAGUGGACCCAUCUGGUUGGACGAUGUGAGCUGCUAUGGUAAUGAGCAAUCCAUUACAGACUGCAGACAUCCAGGGUUUGGGGUUCACAAUUGUGCUCAUGUUGAAGACGCCAGUGUCAUCUGUGAAGGUAAAUAUUGAGAUUACAGUUUGUUGCUGAUGAGAAAAAAAAACCUCAUCUUUCAUUUUUAAUACUGACCACAGACCAGUUAGCACUGUAUUGUAUCACCAAAAUCCCACAAUGCUUACCUCUUUAUGAGAAGAAAACUGAAUUUUACAUCCAACAACAAUAAACUACAUCAUGAAUAUUAACAUGUAGAAUUAACAAAGAACUUUGGCUCAUAACCAGUGAUGACCCUGAGGGCUGAAGAUGUGUCCAGACCUGAAAAAGUCUUGUCUUUUAGGUGAUCCAAACUUUAACAACACAGUCACAGCUACUCCUGGUCCAAUUCAACCAACUACUACUCCCAACUAUGUGAACAUCACCUCCACCACAACAGCAGGAAACAGCUCAACAGCUGACGGGGAGGUCCGCCUGGUGAAUGGGAGCAGCUCCUGCUCUGGCAGAGUAGAGAUCUUCCACCGUGGACAGUGGGGGACAGUGUGUGAUGAUAGCUGGGACAUCAGGGACGCCAAUGUGGUGUGUAGACAGCUGGGCUGUGGUGCUGCUCGUUCAGCUCUGUCAAACGCAGCUUUUGGACAGGGCAGUGGACCCAUCUGGGUGGAUGAUGUGAGCUGCUUUGGUAAUGAGCCAUCCAUUACAAACUGCAGACAUCGAGGGUUUGGGAACCACAAUUGUGCUCAUGUUGAAGACGCCAGCGUCAUCUGUGAAGGUAAAUAUUUACACAGAAAUCUCACAGUACUCACCUCUCAAUGAGAAGAAAACUGAAUUUUACAUCCAACAACAAUAAACUACAUCAUGAAUAUUAACAUGUAGAAUUAACAAAGAACUUUGGCUCAUAACCAUUGAUGACCCUGAAGGCUGAAGAUGUGUCCAGACCUGAAAAAGUCUUAUCUUUUAGGUGAUCCAAACUUUAACAGCACAGUCACAGCUACUCCUGGUCCAAUUCAACCAACUACUACUCCCAACUAUGUGAACAUGACCUCCAUCACAACAGCAGGAAACAGCUCAACAGCUGACGGGGAGAUCCGCCUGGUGGAUGGGAACAGCUCCUGCUCUGGCAGAGUAGAGAUCCUCCACCGUGGACAGUGGGGGACAGUGUGUGAUGAUUUAUGGGAUGUACGAGAUGCUCAGGUGGUCUGCAGACAGUUGGGCUGUGGCUCAGUCUUGACAGCACAGACAGAUGCUUUUUUUGGACCGGGCAGUGGACCCAUCUGGAUGGUUGAUGUCGCAUGCACUGGUCAUGAGUCAGAGCUCAGUGACUGUGUGCACGGAGGGUUUGGAAGUCACAAUUGUAGCCACACUGAGGAUGCAGGUGUCAUUUGUGAAGGUAAAAACAUUGUGUUGCACCAUCUCUGAAGCUAUUACAAAAUACUCUUUAGCAGAAGCAGAUGCACGGAUGUGUGAUUUUGAAUAAACUUGUUAAUAAAAACUAUCUCUUAAAUGUGUCUCAUACCUCUGAUGUGUUUCAGGUUUACAGCCAGUUGCUUUACCACUGAGGCUGGUAAACUCUGACAACCGCUGCUCUGGCAGAGUAGAGGUCUACCAUGAGGGACAGUGGGGGACAGUGUGUGACGAUUUCUGGGACCUCAGCGAUGCCGAUGUGGUGUGUAGACAGCUGGACUGUGGUGCUGCUCGCUCAGCUCUAUCAAAUGCUGCUUUUGGACAGGGCAGUGGACCCAUCUGGUUGGACGAUGUGAGCUGUUCUGGCAUUGAAUCCUAUCUUACACACUGCAGACAUCGAGGGUUUGGGGUUCACAAUUGUGGUCAUGUUGAAGAUGCCAGUGUGGUUUGUGAAGGUAAGUGUUGGCACUUAUUCAUAUCAACCUCAACUCUAAUGGUUUACAUUUGACCAGAAAAAGUGUCUGUUGUUCCUUUCACUGCCUGAUAAAAUCCCUUGUCUGGCUUCAAAUUCUCUACCUUGUCUGAGAACAGCCUGAGCCAAGGCCUGCCUUUUCCUUCUUGAGACACCUGAUAGUUUGCCAGAACUUCCUUGAGGUCAACCAAAAGUCCUCCUUCAUAGCCUCUCCACAUUCUUUUCACAUUGGGGUUCUUGCUUUUGCAGCCACUGUGACUGCAGCCCUCCUGGCCUUUCAGCUGCUUCCAAAGACCCCUGGGCUAACCAAGCUCAAAAGAUCUCCUUCCUCAGUCUGACUGCUUCCUCACCAAUGGUGUCCAUCAACAGGUUUGAGGGUUGCUGCUACUACAGGCAUUGAUUAACUCCAGGCCACGGCUGCUACUGGCUGCUUCUACAAUGGAGGCUUUGAACACGGUCCAUUAUGAUUCCAUUUCCCCAACCUCUCUUGAGAUGCACAAGAAAUCCUUCCAGAGAGGGAGUUGAAGACCUUACUAAUAGGGACCUUUGCCAGACAUUCAUAAUCACUCUUAAUUAGGUGGUGAUUAGUUGGGAGCUCUGUUCCUCUCUUCACCCAAAAUGUCGAAACAUACAACUGCAGAUCAGAUGAUAUGACAGUUGAUCUCUAGCCUAGGGUAGCUUGAUACCAGGUACACUUACGAACCACCAUUUGCUCACACAUGGUGUUAGCUAUUGCUAAUCAUGACUAGCAAAGAAGUCCAAAGCACUGCCCAAGCUCAGCCCUGGCAGGCUGUUAUUCCCAACCACUCCUCCAGCUGGGAACUCUUCCAGGGACCCACCCACAAACUCCAAGAAGGUUGUGUACGCUGACCUGCUACUUGGCCAUUAUGCGCAACAACAGACUUUGCCUUCCCCCUACAACCUGAAGCCUCAGAGAGGUUACCUUCUUGGUUCCUGGAGAAAACUCUAACACUCCCCACACCUACCAAGUGCCUCACUCACAAGGACCAUGCUGGAAGAGAGCCCAGCCUCUCUCCAGCAGUUUAGCCCCAGAGCCAGUGCAAUGGUUCUGACUACAUCUGUACAGUACCACUUCACCUAAAGCAGCAACUUCAGCUCCUUACCUACCAGUGAGGAAAAUUUCCACAUCCCAAGAACAAAUCCAUAACUCCAUGAACAAGCAUGCCCAAACCUACUGCAAUGACUUGACAGGCUUCCAAUGCACUACACCUUGCCUAGCCUUGAGGCUGAUGGGCCCACAGGGCAGUGGCUUCUUGCUGUUUCUUCAGACUGAGCCCAACCAGGCUCCAUGGAGGAGUCCAACCCUUUGUUGUUUAGAUGUGAAUACAUAUUUAAGCAAGAUAAAGAGAUACACUGAUAUAAGAUACACAGGUUAUUAAAAAAAUACAAGGUUAUAUUUCAAGAGUUUUUCCCAGGACUGUGAAUCAUUGUUUAACAAUGCUAAAGCUGGAGGGGGCAGUAGAAUGUUGGGGACUAUUCAGAAAACUUUCUUUAUCUUUUAAUACAGCAGCAGAAAACAACUCAACAGCUGAGGGGGAGGUACGUGUGGUUAAUGGGAACAGCUCCUGCUCUGGCAGAGUAGAGAUCUUCCACCUUGGACAGUGGGGGACAGUGUGUGAUGAUAGCUGGGGUCUGCAGGAUGCUCAGGUGGUCUGCAGACAGCUGGGCUGUGGUAGGGUACUGUCAGCACCACAAUUAGCAGCUUUUGGACAAGGCAGUGGACCCAUCUGGAUGGAUGAAGUUUCAUGCACUGGUCAUGAAUCAGAGCUCAGUGAGUGCAGGCACCCAGGGUUUGGAAAUCAUGACUGUAGACACAUUAAGGAUGCUGGUGUUGUUUGUGAGGGUAAAUACAUAUUAUCAAAAUGUGUCACAAGCCGUCUGUGGUACUUUAUCAAGCUGAAAACAGUUUAGUAAUCUGUCACCAACUAGAUUACAUAAAACAUGACUUAGACACCACACUUGUCACCCUAAUCUUCAGCCUUAAAUCUUAUUAUUUCUCUUUUCACUCCCUGCCCAUUCCCUCUUUUCCUGCAUUGUCAAAAUUCUGAUCCACACUAAUCAUGGAACAAAAAGCUAAAAAGAUCAAAAAGAAGAGAUAAAGUAUUUAGUAUUACAGCACAUUGUCUUUAUGAAGUUUACACUUGAGAUGUGUUCAUAUCAUUAAUGUCAUGACUUACAUUUCCCAUCAGCUGCUGCUCCAGUGAGGCUGGUAAACUCUGGCAGCCCCUGCUCUGGCAGAGUGGAGGUCUACCAUGAUGGACGGUGGGGGACAGUGUGUGAUGAUUUCUGGGACCUCAGGGAUGCCAACGUGGUGUGUAGACAGCUGGACUGUGGUGCUGCUCUUUUCAGCUUUUCAAACGCAGCUUUUGGACUGGGCAGUGGACCCAUCUGGAUGGAUGAUCUGGGCUGUUUUGGCAAUGAAACAUCUUUAGCAGACUGCAGAAAUGGAGGGUUUGGGAACCACAAUUGUGGUCAUCAUGAAGAUGCUGGAGUUGUCUGUGGAGGUAAAUCCAUUUUCUUUAACCCACUUUGAUUCUUAUAGGGUUACUUUAUUUUCUUUAAGCUGUACCGGCAUAAAAACAUGUCUCUCAUUAAAUUGAUGUUUUUAAACUUUGUGAUUUUUGUUUUAGAGGACUUACGCUCUACAAUUUUAUGUUUUCACAUGCAAUGUAUUCUGCUGUCUUUUUUCAGUCCCUACACCUCAGCAUUACCUGCUCAUUUGUAGCCCAGAUACACUUCGAUUGGGGGUGGAUAUACCUGGCCUGACAUCCUCCGGUUUGAACCCACUCUCUGGCAACUUGGCAUCCCCCAGCUGCUCCUGGAACCGAGUGCACAAUAAUGUAGUGUGGUACGAGGUGGAGGCCAGGGAGGGUCUCUGUAGAACCACUCUGACGGUAAAGACUUGACCGGUUUUACUUUGAGAAUCAGAUUGUAUUUAGGAUAAAAGAAAAGAUCUUUUUUGGUACAGUUUGGUCAUGUCUGUAAUGCUACUGACAACAUCAUAUCAUCCAAAGUUAACAUUCUGGUAACACAAUCAUUCUGUUAUUUUCAGACCAACAGCACACAUGCCAUCUACUCCAACAUCUUAUUUAUCUAUCCUUUAAACAAUGAGUCCUUUAACCUUCCUGUAAGCGUCCCCUUCUCCUGUGCGUAUCCCCUGGAAUUAGACACCAGCUUGAAUGUGGUUAUCAGACCAGUUCUGCCGUAAGUAGCCUCUAAUUACUUAUUAACUCUGAAGUGGACUUGAUGUACUUUUAGGACGUACUCUGAUUUUGACUUUAGGAGACACGGAAAUGUUUCAAUUUGCUGCAUGAUGUAUAUUUCUGAAUCAACUAAAAACACAAAGAUAUGUCCAGAGUACUCUGAAAUGCUUAAAACUAGUCAUUUAAAGAGGAACUAGAAAAUUCCCUCUGGGAAAUUUUGAACGGGCGUUGGAGGUUAGUGGAGGUGUGUACAUUAUGAUGAGAUUCUUCAGAGACUGUAAAUAAUUAAUACUGUUAAUACUGUUAAUACUAUUGUGAUUUUAUAUACAAGGAGCACUACUACAACAAACAUUCCUUUAACUCCAAUAAUUGCUCUUUUUUCUGCUUGUCCCAUUGACUUCAAAAUUUUUUUAUGUUUUUUGUGACAUACGUCACAACAGAGGCCGCUUUUUGAUCAUUAAUGAAAUCGCUCUGAAAGUGAUUAAAUGAUGCAGACAUCAGGGCAGUCCCUGGUUAAGGAAUUGGUCUCAGCCAUAGACUGUAUAUACUACAGACAACUUGGUUGCGCCGUCCGCCAGUAUACAAAAUUGAAGCCAAAAAGCUCUCGGUAAGUCCGCAUUUUUCCUUCAUUUCCUGGAACCAACAUUGUACAGUAGUAUUGUACGCAUCCGGCGGGAGAGUCGCUGAGUCGCUCCGAUGACGUUCGGCUCAAACAGCAUUUCCCCCCGGUGAGCUAAGCAAUCCUUGUGGGCCCAUCGGCUGUAUCAGGUGUCAAUCAUAGAAAACUUGAACCUGUCCAUUCUAUAUACACAUACAAUGUUAAAAAGUAAUAGCCAUAGACUGAAUACAGAAUGGAUGCCGUCUGCCUCCUCGCUGGGUGAAGCCACCCUGUGAACAGCACCCUCUGGUGACGGGCUGCAGUAUAGGUCAUAAAUCCCGCCUCCUCAAGCAAACUUAAUGGAGCUGUGGACAAACUUUAGAAAUUAAUUACACAGAAUAUAAAUGUUUCUCCCCCCUUGGUUGCGAUGUUGACAUGUGGUUACAGUAAGACUGGUUUGUGCUCAAGUCCUCUUUUUUCACUUUUUAAAAGUUAUUUGGGGGUUCAUGGUUUCUAUGAUUGACACUCGAUACAGCCUAUGGGCGUACGAAGAUUGCGUAGCUCACCCGAGGGAUACGCUGUUUCAGCUGAGUGUCAUCACAGCGACUCUCCCCCGAAUGCGCACAAUGCUACUGUGCAAGUAGUGGAGUGCGUACAAUGCUAUGGCGCAAUGUUGGUUUCACGAAAUGGAGACAAAACGCAGAAUCACUGAAAGCUUUUCGGCUUCAAAUCCAUAUACUGGCGAAAGGCAGAACCAAGUUGUCCAUAGUAUAUACACCGAUCCUAAUCAAGUCACACGUUAAUAUAUGUAAUUUAUUCCACGGCCCUUUAAACUGUAGGACUAGUCGCGAAAUUGAAAUAUGUCAGGAAGAGGAAUAAGAAAAACUCCACAGUAUAACAAUAGUGCCUUGGGGCACAGCUCCAACUAACUAAAGUUGUUGGACUAACUAAAAGAGGAUGUAUAAACAGGUUUUGACUGCCUUAAAAUUAACAAUAUGGUCUUUGCAGGACAGCAAGUGGAAUUUCUGGAUCAGGUCCCAGAAACAGGGCCUCGGUGUUUCUUUUUGUCAACUCAGCCUACACUCAGAUGUAUCCACCCGGCCGGGUCAGCCUGCCUGUGGGUUCACCUUUGUUCGUGGGUGUCUCUGUACCAGGGAGAGAUCCCAACUUUGUUGCUGUUCUGGACAACUGCUACGCCUCUCACUCAUCCUCCCCUAAUAAUCCUAUGCUAUACCCUCUUAUCCGGAACAGGUGAGAGUCUUCAAGUCUAAGAGCAUUGUUUGAUGAGUAUGAUGGAAAAGUUAAAUGUGCAUUUAUACUGUAAGCCCUGUUGACCUGAUAAGUUGCUGCUUCUCUCUUCCAGGUGUCCCGUUGACAGCCGACUGGUGUCUGUGACUGAGAGCGGCAGGUCUUCCCGUGCUCGAUUCACUGCCCUGCUCUUCCCGCCAGACGGUGAAUCCAGAGAUAUUUAUCUCCAUUGUAAUCUCAGGUUGUGUAACCGAAGGAACUCCAUCUGUAUCCCAGUAAGUCAAACAGUAUUUUCAUAAUUAGCAUUAUCUAUGCUUAACCCUUGUUAUUAAAAAUAAAUGGAUGAUGACAUUAUCUGUCACUUUUCUAAGUCCUGUGGAAGGAGGAGAGCUCGUUCUGUGUCCAACUCUGAUGCCAUGGAGAGCCUCACCAUCGGACCUGUUGCUUGUGAGUAUUAGUUUCUAUUUGGUAAAAAGGCUGAUGUCUUAAAACACUGAAUAACACAGAAAUAACUCAUGUCUUCUGUGUUUCUGUCUUUAUCUUUAGGGGAAAAGUCAGCUGAGUGAGCUGGUCACAAACUUUUACAAACUCAUUUUAGACUGUAAUACUAUUUUGUACUGCAUGUAUCUUACAUUAACAAGACAUCAAACUAUGAGAAAAGUUACUCCAGAUUAGCGGUCAUAUCAGACUUCAUGUUGUUCCUCUGUUCUGACACAUUUAAAUGGUUGAAAUCAAACCAAGAUAUAGAAGUGAGAAGUACCUACACCAUGUGAAUUUACUGUAUACACACGAUUCUCAAAAUGCACUUUGUCUUGGACCAAGUAUAUCUUUCUUAAGUUGCGAUUUAAUCAAUGACAGAUUUGUGAAUGCAAUUGAAGUGCUCAAUAAAGUGUCAACUAUGUAAAAAUGCAGGAUUGCGUGUUCUUUUAAAUAACACUGCCCUCUAGUGGCUGAACAUUUCAGGCUGAAUCUGACGGACAGUAAAAUCCUAAAAAAAUACGGUCUAUUUGAUUUUCCACUCAACUCAUAAUCAUUCACAAAACAAAAAGCUGUGUUCACAUGAAGUUGACUACUUGAUACAUCAGGCAUGAUGUCCAUUUACUUCUAAUUCUGGUAUGUGUUAUCUCUUAUUUGUCUGCCUGUCAUGGUGUUGUGGGGGCAGAGGAAAAGUAAGGCUCACAGGGUGGAAUUGUACAGACUUGGUGAGAGUGGUCCAGGCAGGGGCAAAAGGCAGUAUAUCACCACUGAUGAACUACUGCUAAACUUCUUUUAUCCAUACUGGGAGAAAUUCAGUGAAAAAGUUCUUGCAAGAAAAGAGAAAAAUAAGACAAAAGUAAGAGAGUAGACAAGAGCAUCUAUAACCUGCUGCAUGCAUGGCCGGUCGUGAUUAAUCCAUAUUCCUACUCUUACUCUAGCAGCUGGAGAACAGACAGGUCCAUAGCAGCAAGAUUUCUGCAGCAACGAUCCAGAGGAACAUACUGGAUUAUAGAAAUUAGGGACUCACAGAAAAGACUAAAGUUAGUGACACAGACUGAUAGAGGACAGGGAAGAGGACGAUGGUCAAUCUGGUACAUGUUAUGGUUUCAUGACAUACACUUGUAACAGUGAGAUGAGCUGCUGUUGCUCUUCGAUGGCCAACACAACAGAAAAAAGAAAGUUGCGUGUCUGAUAUAUGAAGCUAAUUUAUUUCCUUCUUCCCCAUGUAUCAUGUCAAACCUCAACUCUGUUUAAUUUUGAUACUCACCUUUGUCUCCACCCUGAGUUAUGAACUACACAAUCCCUCUUUUGUUACACACAGCAGUGUUUACCACUUCCUUUUGGCUGUUUGUUGGAUGUUUUAACAAAGUUCAUAAGACGUGAAUUUGAUAUGAAGGCUCUAAUAACACAGCUCGUGUUUCUAUGAUGUUCCACUCAAAGUUCCAUCUUCACAACAAGUGAUCUGUCUGGUCUUAGUGAGGUUGGAGUGACUUAGGGUUAGGUUAUAACACCAAACAAUGAAUACAUAAAAAGUAAGAAAAGAAAAAAAACAAAAACACUCAGUUGAUUUAAUGAUGUAUUUUGAUCAGUCAUAAAUAAAAGUGUUUGACAUGAUUUAAAAUAAGUGUAACACUUUACAAUAACCAUAACUUACAAAUAGUAAAUAAACCAUUUAUAAAUGGUGAGCAGAAAGUUUAUUAAUGUUUAAUCAUCAUUUAUAAAUAGCAUAUAGACCAUAGAUAAAUUGUAAAUUUUACAAUUUUAAAAACCUAACCCUAACUCUAACCCUAACUUUACAAUAACCAUCUUAGAAAUGUGUAUAGGUGGUUUAUAAACCACUUAUUAAUCAUUUACAACGUAUUACAAACAUCAGUUGCAAUUUUACAAUAACCAUCUAAGUAAUGUCUAUAGAUGGUUUAAAAAAAAAAAUAUUAACCAUUCACAAAGUGCUACUGACACAUUUUAAUCUUGAUGUUUUACAACCAAUAUUUAAAUCCUAUAUAAACCUUUAAUUAAUAAUCCAUUAAUAAUUACUAAAAAUUAUUAAUCAUUAUUUCAUUGCUUGUUAAUAAACUAUCUAUUUGCCAUUUAUUCACCUGGGGGAAGGCGGAGACCCCGAGCUGCCAGCUGUGCUCAGGGAGAGGAACACUGGAACACGUCCUGAGCUUCUGCCCAACAGCACUCGGCCAGGGCCGAUACACCUGGCGCCACAACCAGGUGCUGAAGCCAAUUGCUGAAGCCAUUAGCAGGGGUAUCAGCAACUGUUGCCAGGUGCGAAACACCACCAACACCAUCGCUUUUGUCAAAGCAGGAGUUCAGCCAAAGGCAGGUGGCAAGAAGGCACCAGCAGGGAUCCUGGCAACUGCCCAAGAUUGGCAGCUCUCGGUAGAUCUAGAGAAGCAGCUACGGUUCCCCCAGCACGUUGUCAGCACCACCCUGAGGCCAGAUAUCCUCCUGGUCUUAGAGAGCACCAAGAACAUCGUGAUCAUGGAGCUGACGGUGCCAUGGGAGGACCGCUUGGGGGAGGCCCAUGAAAGGAAGAGGACCAAGUAUGAACAUCUGGUAAUCGAAUGUCGUCAACAGGGCUGGAAGGCACGAUGUAUGCCCAUCGAAGUUGGCAGCAGGGGAUUUGUGGGACGCUCACUCCACAAAGCCCUGAGCGUGUUGGGCAUUACGGGAACAGCAAGGAGCAGAGCCAUCAAGAACACCUAUGAGGCAGCUGAGAAAGCCUCGAGAUGGCUCUGGAUCCGAAGAGGAGAACCAUGGGGACAAGUGAAUGCCACCUGAACACAAGCCGCGGCUUGAUCAACCGCGGCUGGGUUGCCUGGGCGAGGGUGUAUAAUGUUGCAAGAUCCGAAACACCCUAUGAACCCAGGAUACAUUACUGAUGAUGUGUUCAGGUUGCAUCAGAAGAUGUAGUUUAGAACGAGGUCUAUAUGCUGUUUCUGAAUGAUGAUUAAACAUUAAAAAAAUAUCUAUUCACCGUUUAUAAAUUAUGGUUAUUGUAAAGUGGCGAUAUUAUUAAUUAAACUGAGUGUUUUUUACUUAAUGUUUUAUGCAUUCAUUGUUUGGUGUUAUAACGAUCCAUUUUUACAGCAAAAAGUUCCUAACCCUAAGUCACUCCAACCUCACUGGUUAUUGUAAAGUUAGGGUUAGGGUUAGGGUUAGGUUUUUAAAAUUGUAUCAUUUAUAAUUUAUUAAUGGUCUAUAUGCUAUUUAUAAAUGAUGAUUAAACAUUAAUAAACUUUCUGCUUACCAUUUAUAAAUGGUUUAUUUACCAUUUAUAAGUUAUGGUUAUUGUAAAGUGUUACCCUUAUUUUAAAUCAUGUCAAACACUUUUAUUUUUGACUGAUCAAAAUACAUCAUUAAAUCAACUGAGUGUUUUUUUCUUACUUUUUAUGUAUUCAUUGUUUGGUGUCAUAACCUAACCCUAAGUCACUCCAUCCUCACUAAGACCAGACAGAUCACUUGUUGUGAAGAUGGAACUUUGAGUGGAACAACACUAGUUGUGUCAUAGAGCCUUUAUAUCAAAUUCACAUUUAAUGAACUUUGUUAAAACAUCCAACAGACAGCCAAAAGGAAGUGGUACACAUUGCUGCGAGUAACAAGAGAGGGAAGGGGUAGGUGUCGUGGGCAGAUUUAGUUCAUAACUCAGGGUGGAGACAAAGGUGAGUAUCAAAAUAAAACAGAGUUGAGGUUUGACAUGAAACACGGGGAAGGAAAUAAAUUUGCUCCAUGUCUGCAAUGUGAAAGUAGAUACUUUAGUUUAGCCACUUGUGUCAAAAAAGUCCGGGUAUGUUGUCUAAGAUGUGAUGGAUCAUAUAACAUCAUGGCAAAAAAAUAUUAACAAAGCUUAAAAUUAAUAUGUAGCAUAUUGAAUUAUACGUAAAUAGGAUAACAUGCAGGGGUAAUACAAGGCCAGACUAGUGCAUUUAUAUAACCCAUUUCAGCAGAUAAGGCAAUUCAAGGUGAAGUGCUUAACAGUCAGGAGGGUCAUUAUGAAGGUCAGAAAAAAACAUGUUAAAAGCAAACAUUCAAAAAUCAUUAAAACAUUUCUUUUUUUGAUUGUUAUCAUUGUUUCUUCUUUUCUUUAAGUAAACAAGUGAAUAACAAUAUUGAUUUGUUAAGAUCAAAUGACAACUUUAGGUCAUCUAACACGAAUGUACUUAGAUGCUUGGUAGCCCUGGAUUAGCCUUGUUUUAUUGUCCUGAAUUAAUCAAAAUUAAUGGAGCGGACCCAGAGCGUCUUCCCUGGGAUUAAAAAAACAAAAAUGACUCGAUCCUGUUUCUGCUUUCAUCUCCGCAGCUUUGUAAAGUCAUUCAAAAUGGGAGUUGGCAAAGAAAACUUUAAAGUUAGAAACUUACUUGUAGAAAACCUUCAGAGGAGAUUGGAGUCUUUGUUGUUUGGAUAUGAACAUUCACUUUUCCAGCCUUAACUCAUACACCAUGUGGCUCCAAUGACUCGUCAUGCCAUGGGUAAUUUAUGACACACACUUUCAUUCAUGACUGAUCAAAAAACACCAUAAAUCUCUCCCUGCUCAAUGUUUGAUUUGAUAUCUUAUCAGUUAAGUGUCUGAGAUAGUCUUCACCCUGAUGUGCUUCCUCAUAACAUUUUAUUUCAGCAGUGAGACUAAAAUGUUGAGGUUUUAUUUAUAUGAUAUUUAACUUCUAAAGUGUUUUAAUUUUUUGGGUUAAUAUGUACAGUACACUUUUUCACAAGUCUAAAACAUCCUAAUCACAUUUUAGGUCACAGGUCAUUUACUUAAGGAAGGUUUCUGUUUUUUUUCUCUUGUUUAAUACGUACUGCUCCAAAUUUCAGAGAAACAAACAUUUGUUUCAUGAAAGAAAAAAAUUACUGAAAUUUAAAGUAAGUCAACAAAACUCCUGCUAUGUAGACCAAGUGGCUCACAGUCAAUCAUGAUGUAGUAGACAGUAGAAGUAGACAGUUAACAAAGCACUCGUUCUCUAGGUAAACUUAAUAAUGAAUUUAAUGUUUUGGGUGAUUUUAGCUGCAAGCUGACUGGACUUAGAAAAUGUUGAUAUGCAGUUAGAAGCACGAGACAAAUCAAGCGCUUCAGUCUUUAAGGCGAUAAUACCAUCAAACUACUUUAUACGUGGUCUCCUUGACACUCAGAGACUCCACAGUAUUUCAGUCGUUAACAAAAGAGGAAAGUCAAUGAAAAGAGUGAUGCUGGAAUGUGCAAACUUUUUAAGGUCAAGAGGUUUCCAUUUUCCAACUCUCACAAAAAAUUGAUUGGAAAACAACAAAAUAUGCCAAUUUGACACUCUGGUCUUACUAUGCCGGAUCUGAUUGAAUUAUAUCCUUGAAUGUAUCAGUGCUCAUUUCUUGCUUUUUUUUGCCAAUAAAUGUCUCACAAUCAGGUAGGUGGACUCACAAACAGGUAUAAAUUCUCACUCUCCGUGAAAGAACUUCACCUUCAGACUCUCCAUCCAGGACUUCUACAGCAGCUCCAAGGUUGGUGCAAAGACAGACAAAGAAUUUAAUUCAAUGCUUUUUAAAAACAUGUUCAAAGACAUCUCUUUUCUUCUUUUUCAGCACUUUAGUAUCGUGGAUCUGGUCCAUAAUGGGGGCUCUCAAGGGGCUUUUGUUGGUUCUAAUUUUACAGAUUUUCACUGCAAGCACCUCAGGUAAACCAGCUGACUUCUUAUGUGGGCUUGGACAAUAAGACACUUUUAUCAUGAAGAUUUACUUUAACGACUAAGUCUUUUCUUGCACAAAAUUUCAUUUUUUUCCCCUCAGGAAUAUCAGUGUCACAUUUUUGAGUAAUUUCAAUCAUGCUUUUUAAAGCAUCAUAGUCCAAAUUCCAACUCAAAUCAAGUUAAGUAAUCCUGAACAUUGUGGGGUCGCUACAAGAGGAGGUCAUGUCAAUCAGCUGCAGAAUCUUAAUUUCAAACAAAAUCUGGUCCUCAUAGAUGUAGGUUCACAGACAUCAUCCUCUGAUGAGAAUUGAUGCGUGUGUGUGAUUAUUCUGGGGAUUUUAAAUCAACUGAAUAAAAGGGUGCUGGUGUCAUCUGUGAAGGUAAAUACAUAUCAUCAAAAUGUGUCACAAGCCGUCUGUGGUGACACCACACUUGUCAGCCUAAUCUUCGGCCUUAAAUUUUAUUCUUUCUCUGAGGCUGAAAUAUGCUGAUGACUACUAGCCUAGUGGUCCAAGUGUGUACCCCUUUUUCAAAGGUUUUGUCUCAAUCAGACUCUAGAUUUGAUUCCAGCCAGUCGCUCCCUUCCUGCAUGUCACUCCCUGCCCAUUCCCUCCUUUUCCUGCACUGUCUGAUCCACACUAAUGACGGAACAAAUAACUUAAAGAUGAAAAAGAAGAGAUGAAGUAUUUAGUACUGAAACAUUGGCUUUUCAAAUACUUUCUUUGUCUUUCUCUACAACAGCAGGAAACAACUCACCAGCUGAGGGGGACGUCCGCCUGGUGGAUGGGGACGAUCUUUGCUCUGGCAGAGUAGAGAUCUUCCAUGAAUCAGAAUGGGGGACAGUGUGUGAUGAUCUCUGGCAUCUGGAGGAUGCUGAGGUGGUCUGCAGACAGGUAGGCUGUGGUAGGGCCCUGUCAGCACCAAUGAAUGCUGCUUUUGGACCGGGGAGUGGACGCAUCUGGAUGCAGUAUGUGACCUGUAAUGGCAGUGAGCCAUCAAUUACAGACUGCAUCCAUAUUGGAUUUGGGGUUCAAAGUUGUUUUCUGCUGUCUUUUUUCAGUCCCUACACCUCAGCAUUACCUGCUCAUUUGUAGCCCAGAUAAACUUCGAUUGGGGGUGGAUAUAGCUGGCCUGACAUCCUCCGGUUUGAACCCACUCUCUGGCAACUUGGCAUCUGCCAACUGCUCCUGGAACCAAGUGAACGAUAGUGUAGUGUGGUAUGAGGUGGAGGCCAGGGAGGGUGUCUGUGGAACCACUCUGACGGUAAAGACUUGACCGGUUUUACUUUGAGAAUCAGAUUGAAUCAAAGAUGUAAGAUAAGAUCUUUUUUGUCAAGUUUGGUCAUUAAAACUUCCUGAUAACACAAUCAUUCUGUUAUUUUCAGACCAACAGCACACAUGCCAUCUACUCCAACAGCUUAUUUAUCUAUCCUUCAACCAACGGGUCCUUUAACCUUCCUGAGAGCGUCCCCUUCUCCUGUGCGUAUCCCCUGGAAUUGGACACCAGCCUGGAUGUGGUUAUCAGACCAGUGCUGCCGUAAGUAGCCUCUAAUUAGUUAUUACCUCUACAAACACAUCAAGUAAACCCCAAACCUUAUACUCUGUCAAAAUAACUAUGAUAAAAAAUACAGUGAUAAUAGUAAAGGCAUAUCACAUUUUAAGAUACAACACAAAGAAUACCAAUGUUUUCUAAUCCUCACAACAUCUUCUUUUUGUUGAUGUUCUUUUAUUAUUAUUAUUAUUAUUAUUAUUAUUAUUAUUAUUAUUAUUAUUAUUAUUAUUAUUAUUAUUAUUAUUAUUAUUAUUACCAUCAUUAUAUAAUUAAUGACAACAAUCAUAAUUGUUUUGGAGUUUAUUCAACUCACAGUGGUGAGUGCCAUAGCUGUAGGGUUGAACACUGUGAACACACAGGAUGACAAAUCCUAAAUCCUGCCAAGUGUGCAUUUAUCUCUAUUUGAGAAGGGGAAGCAAGCUUUUCACAGUAAAAUGAGUUACUAAACCUCCACAGUGGUUAAUUCUUUGAUGACUUGACUUGAUCAGACACAGAAAUGUUUCAAUUUGCUGCAUGGUGUAUAUUUCUGAAUCAACUCAAAACACAAAGACGUGUUCAGAGCACUCUGAAAUGCUGAAAUAUAGUAAUUUGAUGAAUAACUAAAAGAGGAUGUAUAAACAGGUUUUGGCUGCCUUGAAAUAAACAGUAUGGUCUUUGCAGGGCAGCAGUUGGUGGAAUUUCCGGCUUGGGUCCCAGAACCAGGGCCUUGAUGUCUCUUUUCAUCAACUCGGCCUACACUCAGACCUAUCCACCCGGCCGGGUCAGCCUGCCUAUGGGUUCACCUUUGUUCGUGGGUGUCUCUGUACCAGGGAGAGAUCCCAACUUUGUUGUUGUUCUUGAAGACUGCCACGCCUCUCAUUCAUCCUCCCCUAAUGAUCCCGGGCGAUACUCUAUUAUCCAGAACAGGUGAGAGUCUUCAAGUCUAAGAGUAUUGUUUGAUGAGUAUGAUGGAAAAGUUAAAUGUGCAUUUAUACUGUAAGCUCUCUUGACCUGAUAAGUUGCUGCUUCUCUCUUCCAGGUGUCCCGUUGACAGCCAACUGGUGUCUGUGACUGAGAGCGGCAGGUCUUCCCGUGCUCGAUUCACUGCCCUGCUCUUCCUGCCAGGUGGUGAAUCCAGAGAUAUUUAUCUCCAUUGUAAUCUCAGCUUGUGUGACCGAAGGAACUCCAUCUGUGUCCCUAAGUCAAACAGUAUUUUCAUAAGUAUCAUUAUCUAUGCAAAACCCUUGUUAUUAAAAAUAAAUGGAUGGUGACAUUAUCUGUCACUUUUCUAAGUCCUGUGGAAGGAGGAGAGCUCGCUCUGUGUCCAACUCUGAUGCCAUGGAGAGCCUCACCAUCGGACCUGUUGCUUGUGAGUAUUAGAUUCUAGAUUGGCAAAAGGGCUGAUGUCUUAAAACACUGAAUAACACGAAAAUAACUCUCAUGUUUUCUGUGUUUCUUUCCUUAUCUUUAGGGGAAAAGUCAGCUGAGUGAGCUGGUUACAAACUUUCACAAGCACCUUUUAUUCUCCAGUAUUACUUCUACUUCACAUAUCCAAUAUAAUCAAUCAUAUCACACUUCAUCACACAUAUCACACUCUGUUUUAUCACAUUUAAAUGAUUGUGAAAUCAAAAUCAAACCACCAAGUUAAAAUGAAAUAAAGAUUAUCAGCAGCAUUUUGUUCUGGACCUUCAUUUGUAAAAUUUCCAAUGAAGUUUAAACUUGGUCUUUCACUCUUUGAUAUAUCAUAUAUGAUAACUCUUGACCAUUAGUAAUGGAAUAAUACAACAACAACAACAACACACUGGUAUUUAAAUACACAUGUAUUCAAACAAUACAUCAAAUCCCCAAUAAUUACAGGAAAAUUUGAUUUAUGGUGAUUUGGACUGGUUUACUGUUUGUAAAAUACAAGAGUGGUCUGCCUGCCUGACAAAAGUGCAUUUGCAGCAUCAGUGGUUUGAAUCUAAAAGGUAGCCGUGGUAUCACACAACUGAGCGUUAUGAUUGGAAAAAAGUGCCUUUCUUCCCACCCACUGGUAGAUGUUAAGUCAAAAAACACCUCAGUAGGCAUUGGUGAACCCAGCAACCCAACUCAGCAGUGGCCUGAUGGCUGUCUAGCAUGAGUCUGGUCCUAUUCGAGGUUUCUGCCUGUUUAAAGGAAGUUUUUCCUCACCACUGUCACUCAUGUUAGAUGAGAUGGGCCAAAUCCCAUCUUAGGUUGGGUCUUGAUAAUUCAUCAAACAACGAGCGUGGUCUAGACCUGCUCUUUUUCUUUGGAAAGCGUCUUGGGAUGACAACUGUUGUGAAUUGGCACUAUAUAAAUAAAAUCUGAUUGAUUGAUUGAUUGAUUGAUUGAUUGAUUGAUACCCUGUGUAUGGGGUAAGUUGACCAUAGGAGCGGGGUAAGUUGAGCCGUAUCCCUACUACCCUCACUCUCCACCCAGCCCUCCCUCGCCUUCUCUCUUCCUAAAUAACAGUCACUUCUUCACAUUCAUGUGUAUUUUUAUCUAUUAUACACUAUUCAACUGGUACGAUAAUUCUUUUUAUUAUGUAUAUAACUGCUAAAAAGCUGUUCUGUAAAAAGUCGUUUUAACAUGAGGAUGUCUUUAAUUGAUUCAGAACAUUCAUAGCUGUAUUUUUGAAAAGAAAAAGUCAAACAUUUCAACAAUCUGAACUGAAACUCUGAUCCUCUCAUCAGACUUCUUUACUUUCCCAGUUGAGCCACUGGAUCAACUUACCCCUGAACUACUAUUAUGACUUUAUUAGUCCUCUAAACUAAAAUGGUGGACUUUUAUGUUAUUUUUUUUUUCUUUUACCUCAUGUUAAAGCUCAUAUAUACCACAAUUGGUGUAUAAAACAAAUUUUAAAUGAUCUUUUUUGGUCUGAACACAAUUCUAAUAAAACUUAUGACAGACUAAAUUCACUUUCAAGAGUGAAAAAUGUUUCUUUUUGUAAAUAAAUGUCUAACCCCUUCACCUGUGUGCUUCUAACCUUCACAGACUCCAUGAAUUGAUGGCCAUCUCCUUAAUAUUUGGUCACAUGAUCAAUUUCUUUUACCAUUUCCAAGCAACAGGGGGUGGCUCAACUUACCCUACUCUCCCCUGUAAUAGUAUUUCUAACACUUAAUGGAUGCAGUGAUUUUGAAAGCAAUUCUUUUAGCACAAGAAGAAUUGUGUAGCUAUUUAGAUUAAAUAGGCGGAUAAAAAUACUGUGUUAUUGUUGUUUACUCUCCAGCUGAAGGUCAAAGUAAACUCCACUGCUCUGCUCUCGAGGAAACUCCAAACACUGGCCAGUGUUCAGUGUGGGGGCUGGCUAUCGCUCCACUUUUGAUUGACAGGCCUCUAGUCUAAUCGGAUAGCUUGUUCGCAUAGAGGGGCGGGGCGUCGAAUGUCCAACGUUCCCUAGUCGGGUUCAGGGUCUGGAGCAGUUGGGGUUAAUUUCCGCUCGCUGGUGGCCUUUCAUAUUGAGUAGUCCUCAACUUUUCUCCGUCGACAGUCGCCGCCAUGUCUAACAACAAUGCAAGCAACAACUUAAUCAUCGCUCAGAGGGCCGUGAAGCAGCUCCGGUUAGAGGCCAGUAUCCGGAGAAUCAAGGUACGAACCCCCUCAACACUGACACACAAACACGGAAGACGGAACAGAGCCGCCGCUGCUGCUGCUGCUGCUGAAUGGCGGAGACAAACUGUUGUAGAAAUGACACACACUGAACUCUUACAUCACAGACUUCUCAAAGUGACACAGUGAAUGUGUUUUUAACUAUAAUUACAAAGCGACAUGUUUCCUCCGGGUUUUGACGACUGUCAGCUGUUUUCUUACGACCUGUUGCCGCCUUGAAACACCAGCAUUUCGACGAAAAUGACAGUUUGUAACACUGAAACCUCUGAGAGAGUUUCCUAAAGCGUCAGUCAGGCUGUUUUCACAAAGUUACAGAGCGUCUCCCUCGUUUGUGUGUCCCACCGUUGUUUGCAAACUGUAUGCAAAAGUGCUACUCGGUACGUAAAUGAGAGAGGUUGUGGAGGAAGACUUGGGCAGAAGUCACACGACCUGUGAUAGACUGUCCAUGUUUUCUCUCUCUAAAACCAUCGUCAUCUUCUUCAUUUACCUGGCUCCACAGGUGUCCCAAGCGGCUGCUGAGCUGAGAAACUUCUGUCUGCAAAAUGCCGCCAAGGACCCUCUCCUGGUUGGGGUGCCCUCCAGUGAUAAUCCUUUCAGACCCCCCAAGUCCUGUUCCCUGUUCUGA
Xyrichtys novacula (pearly razorfish) is the source of this 76390-nucleotide messenger RNA. The record is from the annotation of a GenBank genome assembly. NCBI's taxonomy places the organism in Eukaryota, Metazoa, Chordata, Actinopteri, Labriformes, Labridae.